Podarcis lilfordi (Lilford's wall lizard) is the source of this 54375-nucleotide messenger RNA. The record is from the annotation of a GenBank genome assembly. Lineage: Eukaryota; Metazoa; Chordata; Lepidosauria; Squamata; Lacertidae.
UUGGCACCAAGAGACACCAAGAUGAUGCCAGGCAAGCAGCCCCAGGAAGGCUGGACAGGUCUGCUACUACUGAAAAGGCCCUCUUCCAGCCCACUGCUUCCGCAUGUCUAAUGUUGACAGGCAGUUUCGUGAAGCUCGAUCACCGUAUCUUCAGGAAUUCCAACCUUACAUGUGUGACACUGUUACAUCACAGACACUGUAAAAUUCUACUGGUCUGUCAUGUACCCUCUAUAUCCCACUGUUCUCUCUGGAUGCUAUAAAUACUGGGGUGGUGGGGGGAAAGAAAAAUUGGCAAAACCGAAAGGUUACAUUAGGAUGCCGCUACUUUGAUUUGUGUACGUGCUGAGUUCACUUGGUAGCUGGCAUUCUGGUGCCUCGUUGACGUUUGCCAUUCUUGGGAUGAGCUCUUGAGCGUAGUGGGAAUGCCACAGAAAAAGAAGCUAUCACUCAUUGAGCAAAACAAGCAAAGAGCUGCUGAGUACAAGUUGGAGACAGGCGACUAUCAAGACAGAACUGGCGCCCCGAGAACCGUUGCUUGCCCUACUCCAUGCAACCUGAGUCUCUCUGGGGCUCCCAGUGUGGAAACUGGUGAUUCGUUGGAAAUCUCAUGGAAGACUUUUCUCUCUGUGUUAAGGUCAAUGGAGGAAUGUUCGGAAAACAAGAUGAAUGCCUUAGUUCCUCAGCUCAUAACAUCUCAGCCAGUUCUGUCGAGGUAGGGAAAUUCAUUCAUUGCUUCUAGGUUACUGGCUAGGGCAGGGAAACGAUGGCAUACUUUCUCCUGCACCAUCCAUUUUGUACGGCUUUCACAAACUUUCAUUCCAGAACAGGAAUUUUAAAAUGGGCAAAACUCUAUAGAUUCAUUCGUUAACAUCCUAUUAUGAGCAAUGGUAACACAAACACAGUACAGUGGUGCCUCAGGUUAAGUACUUAAUUCGUUCCGGAGGUCUGUACUUAACCUGAAACUGUUCUUAACCUGAAGCACCACUUUAGCUAAUGGAGCCUCCUGCUGCCACCACGCCGCCGGAGCCCGAUUUCUGUUCUCAUCCUGAAGCAAAGUUCUUAACCUCAAGCACUAUUUCUGGGUUUGCUGAGUCUGUAACCUGAAGUGUAUGUAACCUGAGGUACCACUGUAAUAGACUCCCCCCAACAUGUUAGUAGAACUGAGAAUAUUUCAAACUGGCCAGGGUAAGGCAGAGGCAUGCAAAAUCACUUCAGGGGGGCUUCCCAGACUGGUACGGCUGAGACCAGAAGUCCUUCACAAUCACAAUCGUCUUUUCCCUGCUGAGUUACCUUUCAUCAGCAGUUUAACUCAUUCCUCCCAUGUGAUUCCUGUGACAAUUGGCGCCAGGCUUAAGAGCAGCAUGGGUGGCAAUUCUCAGAAGGCUUAUGAGAGGGAAAGUAUAAAGCUUUCCGCUCCCAGUGAUGUCCCUUGUGCUGCUCAGCUGACUGGGGAACAGCUGAAAGGGCUGAAAACGAAACUGGACUUCAAGGAGGGGGCCAGAAUGAAUCUUUUUCCUUGGACCCCACUCCCUCUUUCUGAUCUUUUGUGCAAUGUAAGGUUAGGCAGUGGGCCAGAAGCAACCUAGGUGUUGCAGAGUGCACACUUCUGAAGUAGAGAUAGAGGUGGCGGAAUCGCAUUAUUUCUUGGAGAACGUACAAAAUGCAGCUAUGUCCAUUCUCCAAGGCCUAUAUUGGCUGAGGAUGUCCGCAAUCCCUUCUUUGUGGAAUAGAUUAUGUGCACAUUCUCCACAAGACUCGCUAAAUGCGCACCACGGCCAGUUGUUACGAAAAGUACCCCUAACAUAUACUAAAGAAGCGUGCAUGCACACGAAAGCUCAUACCAAUAACAAACUUAGCUGGUUUCUAAGGUGCUACUGGAGGGAAUUUUUUAAUUUUGUUUUGACUAUGGCAGACCAACACGGCUACCUACCUGUAAACAUAUACUUACAGAGUUGCACUGGGGGUUGCUUCACACACCAUGCAAGGGAAAUCAAGAUUAGCCACUGAGUGCAGAACUCCAUAAAAUGUAAAGGGACCCCUGACUGUUAGUUCCAGUUGUGGACGACUCUGGGGUUGCAGCACUUAUCUCGCUUUAUUGUCCGAGGGAGCCAGCAUACAGCUUCCGGGUCAUGUGGCCAGCAUGAUUAAGCUGCUUCUGGUGAACCAGAGCAGUGCACGGAAACGCCGUUUACCUUCCCACUGGAGUGGUACCUAUUUAUCUACUUGCACGUUGAUGUGCUUUUGAACUGCUAGGUUGGCAGGAGCAGGGGCCAAGCAACGGGAGCUCACCCCGUCGCGGGGAUUCGAACCGCCGACCUUCUGAUCAUGAUAGUCCUAGGCUCUGUGGUUUAGACUAUUGCACCACCUGCAUCCCACGCAGAACUCAAUGCUUGGUGCCAAAUAAGGGAUUCUCAGGUUGCAGUUGCACCCUGGCACAUUUGUGGCCAACAUGCAAAUGUGGCAUGGAAGUGCAGGGAGUCUGCGAGUUCUGUUGGGGAGAAAUGACAGUGAGUUGCUUAAAAAUCCUAUUUCUGUUCCUUUUCCCUUGCAGUCCUUUGAGUGAUUGUAGAAGAAAAGCAGCAGCUGGAGGAAUGUUGAAAGCCACCAUUUUGCCCUUGCAAAUCCCCUCUCCCUACUGCUUUGCACAUUAGCAGCAAGCAGAGGGUUGGAUUAUUGCCACUGAAAGCAUUGUACCACCCCCAGUCAGCUAGUACUGGGUCCCGGGAUUGUACAUGAACUGGCAAAGUUGUUUACAUUUUUACUUGUUACUUGCAUCAGGAUGGAGGUCUUGAAAUUUAGUUGCUCCUAACCUCCUCUUAGGGACGCGGGUGGCGCUGUGGGUUAAACCACAGAGCCCAGGACUUGCCGAUCAGAAGGUCAGUGGUUUGAAUCCCCCCGACGGAGUGAGCUCCCGUUGCUCGGUCCCAGCUCCUGCCAACCUAGCAGUUUGAAAGCAUGUCAAAGUGCAAGUAGAUAAAUAGGUACCGCUCCAGCGGGAAGGUAAACGGCGUUUCCAUGCACUGCUCUGGUUUCGCCAGAAGCGGCUUAGUCAUGCUGGCCACAUGACCCGGAAGCUGUACGCCGGCUCCCUCGGCCAAUAAAGCGAGAUGAGUGCCGCAACCCCAGAGUCAUCCAUGACUGGACCUAACGGUCAGGGGUCCCUUUACCUUUACCUUUUACCUCCUCUUGACUUCUGCUGACUUCCUAUUCCUGCUUCCUAUGGAAACAUUUACGUGGGUAAGGCCUGCAUUCCCAAGAACGAACGCUUAGGAUGAAAGGAAAGGACCACAGGUGCCUCGACAAUGGCAUGGCAGUGUUAAUCCCUCCUUGGUGCCCAUGGGUAUAUUAUUUAUCUCUGAGAUACCAAGAAGGAUGAGUCCCAACAGCAGCUGGAGGAAGGCGUUGUUCGCUUCCUGCUCUUGAGUCUCAACUGUGGCAGCAAGCAAGGAAAGAGUAGCACUGAGCUACUCAUAUUUGUAUGAGUAUUUUAAACAUAUUUGUGUGUUUUUUUAAAUAAUUUUUAUUAAGUUUUCAGUAAAAGAUUAAACAGAAAAAGAUAAAAAAGAAAUACACAAAUACAUAGUACAUAAUCCAAAGAAGAGAAAAAAACAACACAAAGAACAAAAAGCAAAAAAAGAAACAAAACAAUUAAAAACAAUAUCACCUUUUCAUUUCCGUGUUUAAAUUUACUUAUUUUCUGGACCUCCUCAUACCUCCCUCUUUUGUAUUCCAGUCCAAAUUGUUUGUCCAGCAAUUUCUUUUCCACUUUUUUAAUCCCAAUCUUUAAUCUUUAAUAUAAUAUAGCGUUAAAAUUUUACCUCUUAAAAUACCAAGUUUCCAUUUCCUUAAACUUCUUUAAUCCUAAUCUUUAAUCUUAAUCUAUCUAUAACUUUAAAUCCUGUACAGCUGGAAACCACUUAUUUUCAAUCCAACAUCACUCUAGCAUUCUUUAAUUUUACAGUGUUUCUGUAGAUAAUCUUUGAAUUUCUUCCAAUCUUCCUCCACCGACUCUUCUCCCUGGUCACGGAUUCUACCAGUCAUUUCCGCCAGUUCCAUAUAGUCCAUCAGUUUCAUCUGCCAUUCCUCCAGCGUGGGAAGUUCUUGUGUCUUCCAAUACUUUGCGAUAAGUAUUCUUGCUGCUGUUGUUGCAUACAUAAAGAAAGUUCUAUCCUUUUUAUCACCAUUUGGCCGACCAUGCCCAAGAGAAAGGCCUCUGGUUUCUUAGGAAGGUAUACCUUUGAAUACCUUUUUAAUUCAUUAUAUAUCAUUUCCCAGAAAGCCUUAAUCUUUGGGCACGUCCACCAAAGGUGAAAAAUGUACCUUCAGUUUCUUUACAUUUCCAGCAUUUGUUAUCGGGCAAAUGAUAGAUUUUUGCAAGCUUGACUGGGGUUAUGUACCACCUGUAUAUCAUUUUCAUAAUAUUCUCUCUUAAGGCAUUACAUGCCGUAAAUUUCAUACCUGUGGUCCACAACUGUUCCCAGUCAGCAAACAUAAUGUUAUGUCCAACGUCUUGUGCCCAUUUAAUCAUAGCCGAUUUUACCAUUUCAUCCUGAGUGUUCCAUUUCAGCAGCAAGUUAUACAUUCUUGACAAAUUCUUAGUUUUGGGUUCUAACAGUUCAGUUAGAACCCCUUUAAACAUAUUUGGAUCUGCAUUGGGGUGUUGUGGUUGUGAUGGAGGGUAGGGUUCACCUGAGAAGGAGAAUGUGAGCUUCCAAAAUAUGAGGGAAACUGAAUUAAAGUGUGUAGGAAGCUGAUUUAAAGGCGUACUGCCGUUGUUGAGGAAGGAACUAGGCCAUUUGAAUCAUAGAAAGGUUCGCAUUUUCCUGGUUUUCUUGGUGAGCUCUGAACUAUUGCUGGUCAUGCACUGAUAGCAAAGUUUGAUUUUUAAAUAUUAACAGUGAUAAUAGGAAGGACACUUCCAGUUGUGUUAUGUACGGAAGUUCUCACCCUGGGCCAGCAGGGGGAUACUGUAGAUAGUUUUCACUCAGGUCCACAUAUGCGAAUAAGGGAUCGAAAGUGACGUUCAGUGAUUGGAUAGUUACAGAAAAUGGUUACUGUUGCGUUCUAGUGGAGCUCUAUAUAGGCAGGCUGGCUGAACCCUUCGGUUCAGUUCUGUUCUGGCCUCUGAAUAAACAAGAGGUGUUUGAAAAAUCGCUGUGUCGUCUGAUAUGUUCACCCACAACUUAACAAGCUGCUUACUAAAAAGAACAAAGCGUCAGUGAAAAUGUGCAAGUUCAACUAAUCAUUUUCUCUCCCCCCCAUCCUUAUUUCCUGACAUACCCCAGAUUAUAUAACCUAUGUUCCUGCACAAUAUUCUUUCCUUUUAGUUAAACUUUUAUUGUCCUAGCUGGCUACAUGGCUACUGAUUCUUAUCUUAUUUUACUUUUAAUAUAUAUUAUCCUUUCUACAUUUAAAAAAAAAACUCUUCUAAGCAUGGUACAGUACAAAUUAUUUCCCCAAACUAUUUCAGUUUAUAUUUCUAAAUCUAGAAUAACGUUGUUCCUACAAUGUUUGCAUGAUUAAUUUUCUCCAUGUUUACUCUUUAGGAAGAAGAUUGUCACCAAGGCUGAAAAAAUAAGAAAAGGCAGAUCAAGUGCGCUCCCUGUUAUACUGAAGCCUGGAGAAAAAACAAAUGCCUACCAAAAGGUAAGCAAAACUAAUGUCGCAGCAGUUGUAUACCUUUUAUUUCCCCCAUUUAAAGGUAAAGGGACCCCUGACCAUUAGGUCCAGUCGUGACCAACUCUGGGGUUGCGGCGCUCAUCUCGCUUUAUUGGCCGAGGGAGCUGGUGUGCAGCUUCCAGGUCAUGUGGCCAGCACGACGAAGCCGCUUCUGGCGAACCAGAGCAGCGCACGGAAACGCCGUUUACCUUCCCGCCAGAGCGGUAACUAUUUAUCUACUUGCACUUUGACGUGCUUUCGAACUGCUAGGUGGGCAGGAGCAGGGACCGAGCAAUGGGAGCUCACCCCAUCGCGGGGAUUCAAACCACCGACCUUCUGAUCAGCAAGUCCUAGGCUCUGUGGUUUAACCCACAGCGCCACCCGUGUCCCGUUUCCCCAUUUAGCACAAUAUAUAUAACACAGGAUUAUGGAUCCUCAGCCUCAGCAAACUUUUUCAGCAGGGGACCGGUCCACUGUCCCUCAGACCUUGUGAGGGGCCGGACUAUAUUUUUGGGGGAAAUGAAUGAAUUCCUAUGCCCCACAAAUAACCCAGAGAUGCAUUUUAAAUAAAAGCACACAUUCUACUCAUGUAAAAACACGGUGAUUCCCGGACUGUCCGUAGGCUGGAUUUAGAAGGUGAUUGGGCUGCAUCCUGCCCACGGGCCUUAGGUUGCCUACCCCUUUUCCAAAAUUGCCUGUUCCUUUUUCAAAAUAUGUUUCUAGUCCAGCUGUCAACUUUCCCCUUUUUUGUGGGAAAUUCCCUUAUUUCAGUGCCGCUUCCCGCCACUUCCCGCUGCUAUCCUGGAUUGUUAGAUAUCCUUUAGACUGUCCCCGGGACAGGUGAGGCUGCUGAUCCCUUAUUUUCAAAUCCGAAAGUUGACAGCUAUGCCUCAUGAGCUGCAAGGUGCCUGGAAAUGUACUAAGGGGAAUUCCAGGUGACAGGGCAUCCCAAUACCCCGACUCACAGAAUAAAGAAUGCAUCUCAUUAGACUUACCAUCACAUGGCUACGAGGCAAGAUAUCCCUGCCUUUCCAAGACUGGUACAGUGGUACCUCGGGUUAAGAACUUAAUUCGUUCCGGAGGUCCGUUCUUAACCUGAAACUGUUCUUAAGCUGAGGUACCACUUUAGCUAAUGGGGCCUCCCACUGCUGCUGCGCAAUUUCUAUUCUCAUCCUGAAGCAAAGUUCUUAACCCGAAGUAAUAUUUCUGGGUUAGCGGAGUCUGUAACCUGAAGCGUAUGUAACCUGAGGUACCACUGUACUAUGGUAACGCAGCUCUUUCCUUAGGACCUAAAGUGUGCGGAAAGAGUUAAUCACCACUUCUCAGGUUCAGGCUAUAAGAAGAAAUGUCAAUUAAACAUUAGAAAUAACUUCCUAGCCAUGUGAGUGGUUUGACAGUAGAACAGGCUGCCUCAGAAAGACUCUCCUCCAUUGCAAGCUUUUAAACAGAGGCUGGAUGGCCACCUAUCAGUGGGUUUCUUACACUGGCGGGGAGCUAGACUAUAGGACCUUUGAGGUCCCUUCCAGUCGUAUGAUUCUACACGUUGCUCUCAGGCUGUUUGGAGCUAGAAUAGGGUCUACUUGUGCUAAUUAGCGAAAUAAAUUACGUUGCACCAGUGCUUUUGCCUGAUAAUCUGUUACUUUUCCACUGGAGAACAUUCACAUAUACAGGAAAUCUCUGGCUUGGUUAUACAUUCCUUCUCCCUGUUCUUUCUUACAGGAAAGGGAACGGAGUGCUGUUGUUCACAGCUCAAAGCAAGAUGGAGAAAAAAUUAGAAUUGGAUCAGGCCAGCCCGAUCCCUGCGGUAAGCAAAGCUUAGGUUGUAAGCUUCUUCUAUUUUGAAAUGAAAGUUGUCCUCUGUAGGAGCUUUCGUCAAACAGCUUAGGUAAACAUCAGGAAAAUCGCAAAGGUGCCUGUGAAUCUGCUCACUGCAUGCUUGACAGAACUCAACAAACAUAGCAUAUAGGAUUCAGCUGGAUCUCUGGGAAGUAGACCAAUGCAUGUGAAAGUGAGGCCAGAAUUUGCAUCCUGUUGAAGAGCUGGUUGGUGUACUCUUCAUAUGUCUAUGAGGCAUCUGUUAAGUUGUGGGUGAACAUCUCAGACGUCACAGCGAUUCUUCAAACAGCUCUUGUUUAUUCACAGGCCAGAACUGAACUGAACUGAAGGGUUCAGUCAGCCUGCUUAUACAGUGGUGCCCCGCAAGAUGAAUGCCUCGCAAGACGAAAAACUCGCUAGACGAAAGGGUUUUGCGUUUUUUGAGCUGCUUCGCAAGACUAAUUUCCCUAUGGGCUUGCUUCGCAAGACGAAAACGUCUUGCAAGUUUGUUUCCUUUUGCUUAACACCGUUAAUACAGUUGCGACUUGACUUUGAGGAGCAACUCAUAGAACGCGGUGUGGUAGCCUUUUUUGAGGUUUUUGAAGACUUUGGUGAUUUUUGAAGCUUUUCCAAAACUUUCCCGACACCGUGCUUCGCAACACGAAAAAUUCGCUAGACGAAAAAACUCGCGGAACGAAUUAAUUUCGUCUUGCGAGGCACCACUGUAUAGAGCUCCACUAGAAUGCAACAGUAACCAUUUUCUGUAACUAUCCAAUCACUGAACGUCACUUUCGAUCCCUUAUUUGCAUAUAUGGACCUGAACUAUCUACAGUAUCCCCCUGAAACUUGAAGUUUUAAGUAAAACUUACCAGAUGGACCUCACACCUGAGAUGACAAACUAUCUCAUAAGGAAAUAAUAAUAAUAAUAAUAAUAAUAAUAAUAAUAAUAAUGAUAAUAAUUUAUUUCUACCCCGCCCAUCUGGCUGGGUUUCCCUAGCCACUCUGGGCGGCUUCCAACAGAACAUUAAAAGCAGAAUAAAACUUCAAACACUAAAAACUUCCCUAAACAGGGCUGCCUUCAGAUGUCUUCUAAAUGGAAGAUAAAGUCAUUUCCCUUCCCAGGGAAAUGGAGUUGUGGGCUGGACACGAGCCCGCCCUGUGCUCGGGGGUGUGGCUAGCCCCCGCAUCAUAGGGAGUCCUCUCCGCAUCACGCCCCAGACCGACCAAUCCGGGCGGCCAGGGGGCGUGCUCUAUUUAGCAGCCCGUGGGUGGGAACUCGCCCCUUUUUUCCUGCUCGUGCAGUUUGGCUCGGGUGGCGGUUAGGCAUUGGAGUAUUAGAUUGGAGGUGAGGGGAGGUCAAGGCCAUCACCUACCCCUCCUAUUUCAAGGGUAUUCCGUUAUAGGAAUCCGGGGGCGCAAUCCUGUCUGAAGUCUAGGCGGGGGCUAGGGCCAUGACAUGACCCCUAGCAGUGACCCUGGGGGAGUUUCUAGUUGAUGUGCAUCAGAAGGGCUCCCCCUACUGGUGGUUAACUCUUCCAAGAGUCCUGCAGGCGGAAUUUUGGAACAAGACGGAGAUAGACUGAAAUUGCAGAGUUUUGAAAAACUAAAAAAUAAAGUGCGAGACUGGCUUCAUUAUUAUCAGAUAAUGGAGGCAUUUAAAUUGGACAGGAAAAUUGGCUUCCAGGUGGAAAGAUCAAAAUUAGAAACAGAACUGUUAGAACCCAAAACUAAGAAUUUGUCAAGAAUGUAUAACUUGCUGCUGAAAUGGAAUACUCAGGAUGAAACGGUAAAAUCGGCUAUGAUUAAAUGGGCACAGGACAUUGGACAUAACAUUAUGUUUGCUGACUGGGAACGGUUGUGGACCACAGGUAUGAAAUUUACGGCAUGUAAUGCCUUAAGAGAGAAUAUUAUAAAAAUGAUAUACAGGUGGUACAUAACCCCAGUCAAGCUUGCAAAAAUUUAUCACUUGCCCGAUAAUAAAUGCUGGAAAUGUAAAGAAACUGAAGGUACAUUUUUCACCUUUGGUGGACGUGCCCAAAGAUUAAGGUUUUCUGGGAAAUGAUAUAUAAUGAAUUAAAAAAGGUAUUUAAGUAUACCUUCCCUAAGAAACCAGAGGCCUUUCUCCUGGGCAUAGUCGGCCAAAUGGUGUUAAAAACGGAUAGAACUUUCUUUAUGUAUGCAACAACAGCAGCAAGAAUACUCAUCGCAAAGUAUUGGAAGACACAAGACCUACCCACACUGGAAGAAUGGCAGAUGAAACUGAUGGACUAUAUGGAACUGGCGGAAAUGACUGGUAGAAUCCGUGACCAGGGAGAAGAGUCGGUGGAGGAAGAUUGGAAGAAAUUCAAAGACUAUCUUCAGAAACAUUGUAAAAUCAAAGAAUGUUAGAGUGAUGUUGGACUGAAAAUAAGCGGUUUCCAGCUGUACAGGUUAAAGUUAAUGAUAGACUAAGAUUAAGAUUAGGAUUAAAGAUGUUUAAAGAAAUGGAAAUCUGACAAUUAAGAGGGAAAAUUUUAAUGUUAUUUUAUAUUAAGAUUAAAGAUCAGGUUUAAAGAAAUUGAAGACAUAUAUUACAAUAUUAUAUUAAAGUUAAAGAUUGGGAUUAAAAAAGUUGAAAAGAAAUUGCUGGACAAACAAUUUGGAUUGGAAUACAAAAGAGGGAGGUAUGAGGAAGUCCAGAAAAUAAGCAAACUAAAAAAACGGAUAUGGAAAAGAGAUAUUGUUUUUAAUUGUUAUGUUUUUUGUCUUUUAUUGUUGAAUUGUGUUCUUUUUUGUGUGUUCUUGUUAUCUUUUUUUUCCUUUUUUUGAGAUAUGUAUUGUGUAUGUUUUUCUUUUCUUUCUUUGUUGUUUAAAACUUAAAUAAAAAUUAUUCUUAAAAAAAAACCAAAAAAAACACAAGACUCCUGCAGGCGGGCAGGAGUCAGAUAUAGUCGGUUCCAGUGCCUAAGCCAAUACCACUCACAUUCUGUAACCAAUAUAGUUGCGACGUUUUUUAGCCUAUUAACCUAAAAUACUGGUGUCAAGUGGCUUUAUUCCAACAAAGGGGGGGGUGGUUCGGGGUCUUGCCACUUAACUGCAGCUUUUAUCUAGCAGUGCAAUACAGUGAGUUCAGUAUGACUGACUGCCAGGUAAGUGUACUUAGAUUGUGUUAAUAAGAUUUAGAAUUGCAGCCUUAAGUUGUUUUCAUGGGUGCCUGUCUCACCUGCCGUUGCCCCCCCACCAUAAACCAUAAUGCAUAGAUUCCCAUCUUUAUUUAUUUAUUUUUUUCAAACCCAACCUAAGUUCCUAGUGUUAUGUACUGAAGUUCUCACCCUGGCCAGCAGGGGGAUACUGUAGAUGGUUUUCACUCAGGUCCACAUAUGCAAAUAAGGGAUCGAAAGUGACGUUCAGUGAUUGGAUAGUUACAGAAAAUGGUUACUGUUGCGUUCUAGUGGAGCUCUAUAUAGGCAGGCUGGCUGAACCCUUCGGUUCAGUUCUGUUCUGGCCUCUGAAUAAACAAGAGGUGUUUGAAAAAUCGCUGUGUCGUCUGAUAUGUUCACCCACAACUUAACACGUAGUAUGGGAUGUGGGUGGCGCUGUGGUCUAAACCAGAGAGCCUAGGGCUUGCUUUUACCUAAGUUCCUAGUGUGGGAUAACCUGCCAUCUAGGUGCCUUGCAGCUGAGCUCCUGGGUCACUUGCUCCCUGGAUCCCGAACCCCACCCCCCCAAACUCACAACAAUACACAUCUGGCCCCUGGGUCACUAUCUGGAGAAUAAAAUCUCUCAAGAUUGCAAAGUUUGACUCUUCCUGUUUUAGGGAAGGCUUUGGCAGUUACAAUGUUCUGCAAACCUGUGGAUACUUGCCUAGGAGUAAGUUUCAUUGAACACAGUGAGUUUUAUCUUUAAGUGACAGGCCCAGUAAAACUUAGAUAUGCCUCCUGUGUAGAAAGACUCCUAACCUAUAUUUUUCUAAAUAGGGAAGACUCCUAAGGGAGACAUAUGCCACACAGGAAGCAAAACAAAGAUAGAUCAAGCAUCAAGUGAAGCAGCUUAUGCCCAAUUACCUUUGGUAAGCAGUCAAUUGAUAAUUAUUUAUAAUGAUCCAUUGCAUACAUGAACAAUUCAUUUGCUAAACUGUAUGUUGCACGUCUUCAUAGCUACAAAUAAUGCAAAUAUCAAGGCAAGUUGAAGUACGUGUGUGUGUGUGUGAGUGAAUAUUGAUUUUUAAUGAUUGAUUUCUCUGUGUUUUUAUAGUGGUUCUAGUUUUUUAUCCGUAAGCCUCCUUGGGUCCCAUCGGAUGAAAAUGUGUGGUAUUAAUAAUCAUAACAAUAUCUUCCCUUUCAAACGCAUCACACCCAGUGAAUGGAUUAGUAGUGUGCUCAGUUGUAUGAACAGAAAGGUGGGGGUGACGUGUGAGGGUGUGUGUAUAAAUAGAUUGGGGGUUCAGGGGUCUGUAUCACUGCCACCUAUCUAUUCAUAGAACUAAGCCAUGGGUAGGCACACUACGGCCCGGAGGCCGGAUACAGCCCAAUCGCCUUCUCAAUCCGGCCCGCGGACGGUCCAGGAAUCAGCGUGUUUUUACAUGAGUAGAAUGUGUCCUUUUAUCUAAAAUGCAUCUCUGGGUUAUUUGUGGGGCAUAGGAAUUCAUUCAUUCCCCCCCCCCCAAAAAAAUAUAGUCCGGCUCCCCACAAGGUCUGAGGGACAGUGAACUUGCUGAAAAGUUUGCGGACCCCUGAGUGGUCAAACAGCUAAGAAUGACUGGAGAAAGAGAUAAGUAUGAUCUGCAGUUAUGCUCCCUUCCCUCGGCCAAGAGCUCUCUUCCUAUACUCCUGUACAGGUAGCUCCUGUUUUAGGACUGUCCGAAUGAUGUGUGAUUGUGCACACGCCCCCAUCAUGCCAAAGGGGUGGGGUGGGGCGGGUUUACAUGCCCUUCUUCUGACGUGAACAGGGGUCCAGAACAGGACCCGCCCCGCAAAACAAGGGUCACCUGUAUUCAUUUCCCUCCUUAGAGCUGAGCAGCCGGAGAAAACAGGCUCAGCCACAUCUUCUCUCCCGCUCCCCACGAUUCUGCCGCUUGGCAGGAGGGAAGACUACAAUUAAUAAGACGUGUGUGAGGCAGGGAAGAUGACUACCAAACCCGUUCGCCUGCCCUGUCUCCUUCCUUCCCUCCCUCUUUGUCGCUCACGUACUCUCUCUCCCACUGUUGAAAUGGGCACAUUUCCCCAAGGCUUGUUUAUGACUUGUUGUUGUUGUUUAGUUGUUUAGUCGUUUAGUCAUGUCCGACUCUUCGUGACCCCAUGGACCAGAGCACGCCAGCCACUCCUGUCUUCCACUGCCUUCCGCAGUUUGGUCAAACUCAUGCUGGUAGCUUUGAGAACACUGUCCAACCAUCUUGUCCUCUGUCGUUCCCUUCUCCUUGUGCCCUCCAUCUUUCCCAACAUCAGGGUCUUUUCCAGGGAGUCUUCUCUUCUCAUGAGGUGGCCAAAGUAUUGGAGCCUCAGCUUCAUGAUCUGUCCUUCCAGUGAGCACUCAGGGCUGAUUUCCUUAAGAAUGGAGAGGUUUGAUCUUCUUGCAGUCUAUGGGACUCUCAAGAGUCUCCUCCAGCACCAUAACUCAAAAGCAUUUACCGGGAAAAGUUCAAAGUUACCUUUUCAGGGUUUAGAAUGUGCACCAUGGGAAGUUGCUCAUAAUUUCUUGGCUUGCUGUUACAGACUCUACCUGAUCCCAAAGCUGUGAUCCAAAGACAACGGGAGGUACCUCAUUUAAUUCCCCAAGAAAACACAUCCCUGACACACAAAUUCAAGAAAGGAAACUUAGGGCUGACAAAUCAUAAAGACCGGCAUCCGCAGGUGAGAUACAUAGGGUUUAAUUUAUUUUUAGCAGUUCACUCUGCAGUGAAGAGGGAACCUGGCUUGAUUGGUCCUGCAGCAGAGCUGCUGGUGUUUUCCUCAGAAGCAUGGGAUUGCAUCUUGAGGAAGUUGAUCUCACUCCAGGAGUGGGUGGGAAUGUGUAUGAAGAGACCGUAAUUCACUGUGUUUUAAGUUAGAUUGCUUCUUCACAGAUUUGCAGUUGCUUGUGUCUCAAUAUUUUUGGUAUUGUCCACAUGGCAUCCUCCUCAUUCGACUGGCAGCCCCCACUUUUCCCACAGUAAACUCCACCCAAGGAAAUUUUGUGAAGCAAAGUUAAUUCAACAUAAAAUUGGGUAGGUGGGUUCUGGUGGUGUUUGCUGUUUGUCACCAUGCCCCCAACAGCUUUCAAGGUCAGCAGUCGGCUAGAGAAGAUCGGGCUGCAAUGGUAAAGGCAGCCAUUGCUUCAAAAUAGUUAAGCCUCACUUCAAUGGAAUGUACUUAGGAAUAAACAGCUGUAAGAAUGGGAAAGCCUUGGGAAGGAGGGAACUUCAGAAAACACUCAACUGGAUUGCCUCCACCCAAUUGGUUCUCUGCUCUCUCCUUUGUGAGUGAAUCAGUGCCACUCAUAUCUUGACGCCUGGCUAUUCUUUGCUCUCUGACACACACAUGCACAUUUUAUUUUCAACUUGCUGUUUCAAAAUGACCAUUUUUUAAACUUUACUUUGUACAUAUUUUUUAGACUCUUUAGAGAGAAAAAAACAAGGAGACUUCCAGGGUGGCGCCACCGGCAAUGGCGGACUCCCUCUGAACUGGAGGGACUAGCUCCGCGGGAAACGGGUCUUCUCCGCUACGGCGAAGCGGGGACCCUUUCAAAAAUCACAGGCGGAUGUAGCCUGUGACCAUGAGACUCGGCGGGCACCUUUAGCGCCCCCCCCAACUCGCUAAGGAGCCCACUAACGGGCUCCGAAGUGAAGAGGGGGAAGUGGCGCGGUGCUCUGAGUCAACUGCUAUUUCCGUGGAGCGAAGCCGCAUAGCUGUUGCCGGAGAGCGCUGCCUUUUUCCUGGGACAAUUAGGACUUUAAAAUAAGCACCUGUGAGUACUUAGACUUUGAACAAUUGGACAUCAAAUAAGGACUAGCGAGCAGAAAAGAAUUGGAUCUUAAAAACCUAUUUUAAUUUGGUACGGAACGGGAAGGUCUAAACAGGAAGUCAGCCUUCCGUUCUUUUGUAAACAGAAUAAAGCAAAGACAACGUAAACUAGAGCUAAGAAAAUCACCUUUAAAGGAUUGGAUUUCAUCAUUUAAAAUUGUGGAACCCCCCUUCGACAGCAGGAGAAGGGGGGGGGUCUUUUUUGUAUUGUUUAAAGUGAGUUUAAAGUAAAGUAACUUUCCUCCGUCCUGAUCCUGGAGCGGGGUGUCAGGACUGACGUUUGAAGUUCAUUGACCAGAGACAAGUGUUUUUGACAGAUAGCUAAAAGAAGAGAAACAUAGUGAUUCCACUGUUCCCCUUCGCAUUUUAAAGGAAUAAAUAUUGACAAAGUAUCUCAAAAAGGGAAACUUUGUUGCAAGAACAAAUAGAAAUUUUCCCCCUAGAGGGAGACUGUGAAACUGUAACCAAUUCCAGGGAGCCGGCAGCUGUUACAGAUUACAAUCGUGGGAACAGGCAUCUGACCUUGCAGGACAAUGUAUUCAGAAGCUUUGUUGUGUGCGUUCUUUAAAACAAAUGCCCUACUGGAACAGUUACAUGAGAAGGUGAAUUGGAUGGCGACUUCGACUAGAAAUUUUGAACAGGCAGUGGGAAAUUUUGAACAGACAGUGGGAAAAUAUGUGGAGCCCACUCAGGAAUUAAAUCAGGAGUGUGUCUUGACAGAACAGGCCCAACAGGAAUAUGAGUUUUCGGAUUUGACAAAUGAACUUGGAAAAAGCCAGAUUUGGAAAGAAAAAGUUUGGUUUGGCUUGGAAAUGGGGGGCUGGAUUGACCCCCCUAUGCUGGGAUGUUUGGACUUUUCAAAUAUGGCAAUGGGCCGUGAGAUGUUUGGGAUUGUGGGGGCUCUUAAUUUUGGAGGGUCUUUGAAACAUGCUUUUAAAUACCAUAUGGAAUUUAGUGUUGAAUAUGGAAAAGGGGCUGAUCUGUCGAGAAGGGCUAAAAACAUUGUCAAGCUGGAGUUACCACGAGCAGGAGACAAGGGAAAAUACAGUUACAAAUAUGAAGAAGAGCUGUGGAAGGGACAUGGAAGAGACUUGAGGGCCUCGGAUAUAAGGUUGCCAGGUUAAUGGGCUAGAUCGAUGGGACAAUAAGGACUGACAAAACCCGGAACCAGGAGGAAGGGACGUUGGAUGAAGAUUGGAUCUGUUUGUAUCUCUUUUCUCUACCAUUAGAACUGUUUUAUAAAAUUGAUGAACGUCAGAAAAAUGUUGGAAUGAAAUUACUUGGCUUUAGCAAAGAUGUUUAAAGAAUUAUGAAAGAAUAUUAUGGUUAUGAGAAGUUGGUAAGGAUAAGAUUUAAGUUUUAAGCUUUAAGAUUUAUUUUAUUAUAGAAAGAUAAGAUUAAAACAGUUUAGGGUAAUGUAAUGACAGAAUAUUAUGAAAUAUGGAAAGGAUUUGCUGGGAUAAUUAAUAACUAGGAUACAAAGAAAGGGAGGAGGAGGUCUAAGAAAGAAGGCAAUGACAGUUGAGGAUUUGAAAAUAAUGAAUUUGUUUUUAAAUGUUUUUAAUUGUUUGUGAUGUAUUUUUGUAUUUUUCUUUUUUUUCUGUCACUUUUUCUUGCUUUUGAAUUUGUAUUCAUAUGGUUGGAAGGGGUUUGUUUUUUUUCUUUUUCUACUUUGCUAACUAUUUUUAUUUUGUACUUUCUUUUGCUUCUAUUUUAUUUUGUAACACUUUAAAAAUUUCAAUAAAUAUCUUAUAAAAAAAAAUAGAGAGAAAAAACAAGGAGCAUAUGCACAGAUAAAUAAAUAUCUGGGCAUGCCAACAAGGGGCCUCAAGCUUCCAGAGCCAGUGUGGUGUAGUGGUUAAGAGCGAUGGACUUGUAAUCUGGCGAACUGGGUUCGAUUCCCCGCUCCUCCACAUGCAGCUGCUGGGUGACCUUGGGCCAGUCACACUUCUCUGAAGUCUCUCAGCCUCACUCACCUCACAGACUGUUUGUUGUGGGGGAGGAAGGGAAAGGAGAAUGUUAGCCGCUUUAAGACUCCUUCGGGUAGUGAUAAAGAGGGAUAUCAAAUCCAAACUCUUCUUCCAGAAUUCAUUGAGGUUGGGGAAGCACUAAUUGAGGGAAAGAAAAAACAUACAGCACAAAGGCUUCACAUCAAGUACCAUCCACUAGUGUGGAUCGGAAACAAUUAGAUACAUUUUGGAGGCAUAAAAUGGAAAGUCCUUAUGUGUGAACCAUGGCUGACAAAAGUGCAGAAACAGCAACCCAUGUUCAUAUUCACAUCCAACUUGUGGACGUGUCCUUGACUAUGCAGCCAUAAUAAACGUUAACCUUUCCUUGAGUGCAAAAGUGCUCCAUACCUGAACCAACCUUCCCCUUUGGGUUCCCACAACAUCUCUGCCAUUAUGAAGAACCUGGCUAGAACUGUAAUUAGUCUUAGACAGCAGAGAUGGAAGCAGAAUUCACUUUCAGUUUAUAUAGCGGAAUUGGGAUUUGUUUUAUUUUCUGUCUCUUGAAAAACAAAGCAUUUGCACAAAUUCUAUAUUCCAGUCUAGACUGCAUGAUUAAAGGGGCAUGGUGCCCCAACGCAGUGGAGUUCCAUUAUGCUCUGACUGACAUAGAAUUUCUGCCUGCUUCCACAGAACAGUCAUCUCAACAUAGCCUCAAACCACUUUUCUUAUUCCUUUUCUAUGAGCCAUUUUCAAAAGCUGGAUGUAGAAGUUUGAUUUCAGAGGUAGCUUUCCCUUCCAUUGUAGGAGGGCAACUAGCCUGGGAGAAAGGCCAUUUGCUUGGGAUCAGGAGAACAAUCUUAUGAAAUAAAACGGGAUGUGGAAGGGCUUACUCCCUUACUCCCCAAAAGACUUCAUGCCUUCUUUGCCAGAGACAAGCUCCAAAAGGGCUCACGUCCAACAUCUACCUCCAGCCACCCCAUGCCGCAGUUGACCCUCCCAACCGAGACCAGCAGAGUGACUAAAAGAACGUGAGGGCUGGAAGCUGCCAAUGGACAAGUGCUUCCCUCAUAUCAGCUCAAACAAAUACUACACCUGAAGACAAAAUGAAGGGAAUAUGAGUUAAAUCCCCUAACAGAAGGCUGUUCUAGGAGUGGAAGCGGGAGUUGCCCGAAAACCGCUCACCCUGUAGGCACAGAACAGGCGGUCAGAACUCAGCAAUCUUGUGGUGAAAUGCUUCUGGGAGAUGAUAUAUAAUGAGAUGAAAAAAAUGUUGAAAUAUACAUUCAUAAAGAAACCAGAAGCAUUUUUACUGGGCAUUGUGGGGAGUGAUAUAAAUAGAAAGGAACGUAAGCACUCUUUAUAUGCAACAACACCAGCAAGAAUAUUACUGGCCCAAAAAUGGAAGCAAGAAGAAUUACCGAUGAUUGAAGAAUGGAGGAUGAAGUUAAUGGACUAUGCAGAACUAGAUAAACUAACAGGAAGGAUUCGAAACCAGCGGGACCAGAAAUUCACAGAAGACUGGAGUAAAUUUAUGGACUGUUUGAAAAGUAUUUGUGAAGAUGAGACGACUUUUGUAGAUUUGCAAGAAGUUUUGUGAGGAGUAUUAUUGGAAGUAUCGCAAAAAUGGAGAAGGGGAAGGAUGAUCUGUUAAGAGAUGUAAAGGCAAUAUAAAGUUAAGAAAUGCAUAAGAAGUGGUUAAAACGGUGGAUCAUCAGAGGUGCUGAUGGAAGUCUAACAAGAUUGUAUAAGUGAUAAGUUUUGUGGUAUAUUUUAUAAUUUAUAUGUUAAAAUCAAUAAAAAUUAAAAAAAAGAGAACUCAGCAAUCUUGUAGCCUUUCUAAAUCAGGUUCCAAAAACAGACACCAUCAUGGGACAACCAGCAGUAAACCAAAGAAAUUCCAGGCCUCUGUAACAUGCUGUGAGCACAGAGCUUGCAUCGUCCAACCGAACUGUCCCGUGUACCUUUUAACUUGCCCAGAAAACAGAGGAACCCUGAAAACCCACAAAAUCCUCCUCAUAAGGCAGGGAUCCUGAUGAACAUGCUCAGAAAAAAGGAAAAAUCUGGGGAAGAUCCAAUACCUUUGUAACUUUUUCUCAGUUCCAGCUGUGCUUGAAUCCCAGAAAGGAAGAGGAGCGUUCAGGGGAGUAGGAGGUCAUGGAAGAACUACUCUGGGGCAGACCUUCCCAGGCUUCUUGCUGGGUAGUGGAAAAUUUCUGGCUGGAUUAAUCUGGCUGGCAAAGUAAGAAGCUACACAGUCAGCAUCCAGCUGGCAAAGAUAGCAUCUACUUUAUUCAGCAGCACCUCCUUCCACAACACCUCGGUUUCUGAUAUGCUUCCACAAGCUGCUAUGCAAAGGAUGGCAUAAACUUUCAAAAAGCUACUCACGUCUUCUGCAGUAAGUUCCACCAUCUACCUAAGGACAUAUCUUCCAGCUGUUCCCAAAGUCAACACACCAGUGGUGACUGUCACAUCGAAGGUGCUUCUUAAUGAUACGCUGCCUAGGAACUGGUCAACAUUACCGUAGUGCAGAAGCUGUUUUUUGCAGAGUGGACACCAUUGCCCUUCGGAAAGCUAUCACAGCAGCCGCAAUCAAACUGGGAGCAACCACACUUUCUUGUUGUAGAAGUUCACAAAUCACUUUAUUUAAGCAUAGCAGCACAAGCAACUACAGUGGUACCUCGGGUUAAGUACUUAAUUCGUUCUGGAGGUCCGUAUUUAACCUCAAACUGUUCUUAACCUGAAGCACCACUUUAGCUAAUGGGGCCUCCUGCUGCCGCCGUGCUGCCGGAGCACGAUUUCUGUUCUCAUCCUGAAGCAAAGUUCUUAACCUGAGGCACUAUUUCUGGGUUAGCGGAGUCUGUAACCUGAAGCGUAUGUAACCUGAAGCGUAUGUAACCCGAGGUACCACUGUAAUAGAAAAUACCUGCAGAGCAGAAGAACACAUUCAGCAAAUUAUACCUCUCCUUUGUAAAUUAUGUGUCAUUCCUGAGAUAGACGGAUGGUCACUUCUUGCUAUCCCAGGACCCACUUACAAUCUCUGUCUUAAAGCUCCCUUGGUUUCACACCAGAUCUCUUCAGUACUUCCCCCUAGACUUUCAAGACCAGACUGCCCUGUUAAUCCCUUUUCUGUGUAGGUGCCUUUUCGUAAAGCACAUGUUAAAUGUUUUUAAAAUGUGUGGUUAAAAUAUGAAGCCUAAAUAAUAAGAUGAAACCAGGCAGAGGGCCUUCUCAGUAGUGGGGCCCACCCUGUGGGAAUGUCCUCCCAUCAGACGUCAAGGAGAUGUCAAUGUAAGUUUUUAACGUUUGCUGUUUUAUUGUGUUUUUAAUAUUUGGAGUGGCUGGGGAGACCCUGUCAGAUGGGCAGCAUAUAAAUAAUAAAAUUAUUAUUAUUAAUCUAAAUUGUCUCUGCAAAUUGAUAUUCCACAUAGGACCUCAAAACUUCAAACUUUACAUUAGAAAUUUUGGGAUGGCUGCUUUUGUCUGAGGUGUAAAUUUCUAUUUUUAAUUGCAUGAUGCUGUGUGGUGAAUACUCAGGCUUGUCUGACAAAUCUGAAUUUUUGCCACAGUUCCCGAAGUCUCCUACUUCCCCAGGUCCUUCCUAAGCAAUCUGAGACUUUGUCAUCUUGUCUGUCUUCUUCAUAUCUCUUCUGGUCCUGGGAGACUGGGGGUGGGGGUGAAGCUGGUCACAGCAGGAGGGGGAGACAACCUGGCUUCCUCUUUGCCUUUUAGCCCCCCUCUACUUUUGUCUCUGAUUCUCGACUGCUCUCUGUGACUUUGGAAAAUGUCAAUCACUUCUCCUACCUGGGCAGUUAUCUUUCCACAAGGGCCAACAUUGAUGCCGAAAACCAGCAUUGCCUGAGCUCUGAAAGUUCAGCUUCCUCCUGAUUCAAGUGCAGAGUGUUUGAGGACUGGGACAUUCUCAGGGAAACCAAACUGCUUGUUUACAAAGCUAUUGUACUACCAACCUUACUGUAUACUUAUGAAACAUGGACCACUUAUAAACGUCAUCUUCAACUCCUCAAAAGUUUCCAUCAACGGUGUCUCCGAAAAGUUUUCACAUCACUUGGGAAGAUAGGCGAACUAAUGCCAGUGUACUGGAAGAAGCAAAGAUCACCAGUGCUGACGCGAUAAUUCUUCAACGUCAGCUUCAUUGGACUGGUCAUGUUGUGCGGAUGCCUGAUUAUUGUCUUCCAAAGCAACUACUCUAUUCCGAACUUAAAAAUGGAAAGCGUAAUGCUGGUGGUCAUCACAAGAGGUUUAAAGACUGUCUCAAGGUAAAUCUUAAAAAAUGUAGGAUAAACACCAACAAUUGGGAAACCCUGGCCUGCGAGCGCUCAAAUUGGAGAACAGCCUUUACCAAAGGUGUCAUGGGCUUUGAAGACACUCAAACUCAGGAUGCAAGGGAGAAACAUUCUAAGAGGAAGGUAUGCUUGGCAAAUCCACACCGUGAUCAACUCCUGCCCGGAAACCAAUGUCCCCACUGUGGAACAUGUGGAUCCAGAAUUGGCCUUCACAGUCACUUACGGACUCAUUGUUAAAACCGUGUUUAUGGAAGACAAUCUUACAGUGGUACCUCUAGAUACGAACGGGAUCCAUUCCGGAGCCCCGUUCGCAUCCAGAGGUAAACGUAACUAGCGAUGGCACGUCUGCGCACGCGCGUGUCACUUUUUGCUGCUUCUGCGCAUGCGCGUGACGUCAUUUUGAGCAUCUGCGAAUGCGCAAGCGGCGAAACCUGGAAGUAACGCGCUCCGUUACUUCCGGGUUGCCGAGGAGCGCAACUCGAAUGCGCGCAACUCGAAGCGUAUUUAACCCGAGGUAUGACUGUACUUGGCUGUGAGUGAUCAUCAAAGAAGAAGAAGACUCUCCCAGCUCACUAAACCCUGUUAUCUCUUCAGCUUCUGAAACCACCUCCUCCCUCUUCUCCUUCUGAUUUUCCAUCACCAUCCCACCACCAACCCCCUGACUCUGAGCCUUCUUCCAUUGGGGGUUCCCCAGCCGGUUCCUUCUACAACUCUGCAUCCAGCCAGUUCGUGACGGUGCCCCUGCAAAACAGUUCAACUUUAAAAUAACUGAAUAAAUAGCUGUAGAAAUUUAUUGAAAUAUUCAGGAUGUUGGGCUAUUCGUGACAAAAUUGAAACCAAACUUGUUUUUAUGUUCUGAUAAUGUUUCUCUUCAUCUUUGUCUCACGUGGGAUGAUCCUUGCCCUUUGACACUUUCUAAAUUUUCUUUUGUCUUUUGCUUUCUCAUCCUCAAUUUUCCCCCGUUCUGCAGCAGUAUAAUUGGCGUAUGUGAAUUUUCUUAUGUUCCUGAAGUCAUAGACAUUUUUAAAAUAGCAAAAUGAGAAAGUUACAUAGAAACUUUCAAUGAGGUCUGCUUUAUAUAUAUAUAAAAAAAUCAAGCCGCAAAAGUUAUAAAAAGGCACAUAUAUGUUUCUGUUCUAAUCCUAUAAUUUUUCUGUAGAGGCCGAAUCGCCUGUGGUGCUUGUUAUUUUUGAAAGAGAGUAAUAUUUAUUUUAAUAACAAGAGAAGAAAUUAUACAUAUUGGUUCUCAGGAAACAUUUUUGUAGAAAUGAAUCUCACUGACAUCUUACUGAUGGCUGUCGCAAAUAAAGAUUCAUUCAUUAUUCUCACUGACAAACGUGCUCCUGUUAACAUCUCCAGGAUUUCCUUGACACACCUGCAUACAGAAUAUGCGAAUAUUCACAAUUUCCUUCAUGUUUACUGAGCUCAUGUUGUGAGAGAAACAUUAAAAUAUCAAUCUACUAAAGAUUGAUGUUUUGUUUUGUGUUUUUUAAAAUAGAACACUUGACUAAUAUUAUUGAUAGAUUCCAUCUUGCUGUGACAUUUUUGGAUUAGAAAAAGAGUGGUGUUGGAUUUCACUUUUCAGAGUGAACAUUUUAAUGGAGACAGGCCUAAAUCAUGGAGCUCUGUCAUUAUGGGGUGUGAAAGACGUGCCCCAAACUUUUGUGAUCUCAGUGUCUUCAACGUCUGUUGUUUACCAAUGAGGAGGAACCGCAGAGUGCAGCCGAAGGUAACCCUUGUUGAAAGUUUGUUUUGCUUCUUUCCUGCAAACUGUGUGUGUCUAUGUUGGUUCAUAAUACGGCUGUUGCAGUGUGAUAUGGGCAUUCCGCCAUACAGUAUGGGAACAGAAGUAUAUUUUAACUUGUAUAUUCUGUGUUAAGUAGAAGCUGCUAUGAUUUAGCUAAAUUACUAUUACUUUUUCAAUUUUUAAUUUUCAAAAUUUUCACAAAAGAAAAACAAAAAAAACAUAAAAAAGGGAAAGAUAAGUCAAUCUUACAGCAUUCUUAGACUAAGAUGAAUGUUACAAUAUACAUAGUAAAAUUGUUUAGAAAUUUAAGAUAUUAUAAAUAUAUACUUAUAAUAACAUUGAAAAGAAAAACAACCGGAAAAGUGUUAAAACUAAAAAUUCCUAUCGAUCAAUAAGCAAUAUUCAACCAAUUCAAACCAAUACUAGGGUAUUUUGUACACAAAAUCCUUCAUGUUGGAUUGAAUCCCUUAUCAAUUUAUUGUUUUGUUGACUUCCGCCUAACUCUUUGCGGUUUCAAUUCAACUUACUCCUAUUUUUAAUCUGUAUUUAAUUGUUUGUCCUCACCUUGGGGUGAAAAAGUAAUAUUUUUCUAUCUGUGAAAUUUAUUCUAGACACAGCCAAGUGUUAUUAUUGGAACCGUGUUUUGUCAAAUAGUUACUAAAACAUUCCCAUUAUUUUUCAACCUUAUCUACCGAUUUGUUUCUUAUUAACUCCGUCAUUUUAGCGAGUUCCAAGUACUCACAUAAUUUUAAUUGCCAUUCCUCUCUUGUUGGUGUUGAUUCGUUCUUCCAAUAUUUCGCUAUUACGAUUCCGGCUGCUGUAACUGCAUAAAGAAACAGUCUUUUGGUUUCGUUUAGAAUGUUUAUUGUUAAAAUGCCUAAUAAAAACAUUUCUGGGUUUUUGUUUUUUCUGAAAUGUAUGUUUUAGCAUUUUUUAAAACUCUUCAUAAAUCAUGUCCUAAAUUACUAUUACUAUGCUUUCUGAAGAAAAGAAAAAGGUGCAUUCUUUUUUUAAAAAAGAGGGAGGAAAUACUUGAUGAGUUUAUUAAAGCAGGACAAGUGAUCCAAGUAAACAUAUAGGUCUAUUUAUCCUGAAGUCUAAAAGGCAACUUUCAUCUGUCUCCAGGCAAUGAUAAUAUAGCACACUUUCAAACAGCUUUACAUUACAACCGGUUGGUUUUACUUGUUCUGCGUUUGUGUCUUUUAAUGGACUGAAUAGAGUGAAAGAUUAUGACUUAUGGGGGUGGCGAGUGUGUGUAUGUGAAUUUAGCAGUGCUUAGUUUAUUUUUGGGUUGCUAUUUUGGUAAAAUCUGUUAAUAUUGUUUUAUUGAUUCUAAAUGCCGUAUUAAUUUGUUCAUCCUAUAAUAUGACUUUUGUUGCAUUUGUGCUGUUUAGCUAAUUUUUUUUUAGUUGUUUCGUUAAUGGUAUUUUGUAGAUUGCAAUUGUUUAGCUGAUGAUUUGUUAAUUGCCUGGUGAGAUUUAUGCCGUGUUUGUGAUGUUCUGUUCUGUUAUUGCUAUGUAUGGUUUGUAAACCGCUUUGCGAUUCAUUUGAAAGAAAAGCAAUAUGGCAAUAUAAUAAAGCAAAGCCAAGCAAACUUGCCAACUCUGAAAUAAACUGAGUGGGAGACUUUGUUUAAUUUUUUUAAAAAAUUAUUUGGUUUUUCAGUUUAAAGUUUUGCAGUCAAUUAUCAACAACCAAAAUAAAAACAAGAUUCCAAAGAAUUUCCUGAACUUCCCUCCUCCCCUUUGUGGGUCCUUUUGUUAACCAUUUCCUCCUGCAUCUUUUAUAAUAAUCCAAAUCUUUUACAUCUCCAUAUAUUUAAAAUUCAACAUUAAACUACAAGUAUUAUUCCAAUCCUACUAACAAUUUUAACUGUUUGCAAUGGUUUUUAAGAUAAAUUAUAAAUUCCCCCCAUUCCUUAUUAAAAUUUUGGUAUUCCUGGUUUCUGAUUCUUCCGGUCAUUUUUGCCAUUUUGGCAUAAUCCGUCAACUUAAUCUGCCAUUCUUCUCUGGUCGGGACUUGGUCUUUUUUCCAUCUCUGGGCCAUUAACAUCUGAGAAACUGUGGGACUUUGUUUAAAAAAUUAGCCUCUGUUCCUUGUCAUUUCCCCUUUCCUGAAAAAAUCUAUUUUUUCCCCAUGUCCUGAAUAUAUUACAAAUAGGAUUCCACAUAUAUGGAGUUCAGGUUGCUGCUGGAAAUUACUUCCUGGGGAACACUCUCAGUCUAUUUUCCUAACUUCUGUGGGAAGGGUCUGGAUUCUAUUGCAGGGGUUGGCAAGGUUUACCUCGCCUGGGCCGCUUCACUCCAGCGGAGAUCCCUCCUUGGGCCGGAUCACACGCACGUGCGAGUGUGCGUGCCUGCAUCUGUGCAGACACGAUUUCCGGCGUCUGCGCAUGUGCAGAUGCUAUUUCCAGUGCAGUGUGCGGGGACUCGCAGAGAGGGUGGCUCGGUUCAGGGGUGUCUCAGGGGCCAUUUAAAUGACCCCCGUGGGCUGCUUGUGGCCCGUGGGCCUUAGGUUGCUGACCCCUGCUCUAUUGUUUAGAACCAGGCAGGAGAAAUAUACUCCACUCAUCUAAAUCCUCUGGCUUGUCCAGGAGCCAGGACUUUCCUAUACUAAAGGACACAAAGGGGAGCAGUUAGUUCACUUCUUGCAGCAGGCAAAACUCGUUAAUCAAUUUGCUGUGUAAAUCUGUUUGCUCGUGAUUUCAUAUACCCCGCAAAAGUUAUUUUUUAAUGUUUUAAAUACUUUAUGAAACCAAAUCCAAACUAUUUCUUUUUGUGCUAACUUUAUUUAUCCCAUUAGAAAUUAAAUAGCAGCAUAAGCGUGCUCCCUCACCUGGAGUGCCAAGUUAAGAGCAAUUUGGUUUCAAGUGCUGUGAAGUCGCAGCAGCAAGAUGCUAUCCUUCCGCAAAUAACCGCCAAGAACUUGCAGAAUGUCAAUGCGUUGCAUCAGGUAAGCCGAACAGAGAUCAGUACUACGUUUUUACGUUUCAUUGUUGUGGUUAGAAAAGUUGCGGAAUAUCGUGUAUGUAGAUGCGUGCAUCUCAUGGUGUCAGAAGUUUUAUUUUUAUUUUAUAAACGUUGAUGUUUACCAGGCAUUCUUAAGAUUUUCAAAACUGCAGGAGGAAAUUCUGAGUUAUUUAGUAAAUGGAGAUCAUGUUGAUUGUAGAAGGAGCCCUACCUAACCUGGUAGAAAAGCUCAGGCCUUAUAUACAGUAACCCUCACCUCCAAAUCCAGGGUGUGGUACCCUCUUGCAGAAGACAAGAGCACAGACACACACAGAGGGCCCCAAGAGAAUGUGGUGGUUGAGACAAACAUGGGGUGUGUUCUGUAGAGCAUGUCCUCUCUAGAAGAGGGCACGUGUUGCGGUGAGACCUGGAGACCAACCGCCUGGUUGUGGGUGAGUAUAUUGGACAGCCACAACACCUGAUUGGUAGGUCCCUUGUUGCUAGGUUUAAUCUGGCCAAUGGGGAGCUGUCUAAACGGACCGAGGGACCUAUAUAAACCCAUGCACGUGACCCAGAGCUUCCUCUUUCGGCUCGUGCAUCAGAACACCCGCCCACCUCUCCCUAUAUUUAAGGCAUUUUGCGCUUGACCUUGCUAUGCCGUCGUGUGUCGUCUGUCAUUGGGACAGGGGCAUGGCAGGAAUUUCCCCCACUUGGCUGAUUGGCUGGUGCCAUUUGGGUUUCGCCAACUGCGUAGCAAAUCGUCACAACUUGUAAGGUUGCGGAUAGGCUCUGGUUCAGGUGAUAGGGAUGGGAGAACGCUCUCGCCAUCCCUAUGUGAAGGGUAUUCCAUUAAAGGAAUCCAGGGACUCAACUUGGUUUGGUCAACCCCUGAGAAGGGGUUGUGCCCAUGCCUGAGUCCAGGAGAGCAUCUGGGGGAGUGGACAUAGUCCAUUCCCAGGCUUUCCACCCACCUCAGGGGUUCGCCUUUGGCUGAGAGCUCUGGGUCAGUGCUACCUGCAAAGGUGCAGGGAGCUAGUCGAACCAGAGCCUAUGCAACCACUCAUUUCUGUAAUCAAUAAAGUUGUGGCCUAAAUUCUGGCAAAAACCAAAUCUAAAAUUUGAGUCAAAUGUGUGUUUAUCCAGGGGGGAGGUCUCUGGGUCUGAACACGCAACCAGGUUUCUGCAUGGAACAUUGAGCCAUUUUGGCCCACCCUUUUCACUGAUAAACUAUGUUUUCCCCUCUUAGCUAGCCACACCUGGUGGUUAUCAUCCUCUUGGGCCCGCCUGCCUGCCACUCCCAUCCCUUAUACAUCCCAGCAGUAGCCAAUCCCACUUAGAAUCCAUGGAGCCUGAAUGAGCAGAGAAUGGCAGAGCCACUGAGCACUGGUAGCAAUUUAGUCAAGGUCUGUACAGUGGUACCUUGCUUCUCAAACAUAAUCCGUUUCGGAAGUCCGUUCCAAAACCAAAGCGUUCCAAAACCGAGGCGUGCUUUCCCAUGGAAAGUAAAGCAAAAUGGAUUAAUCCGUUCCAGACUUUUAAAAACAACCCCUAAAACAGUGAUUUAACAUGAAUUUUACUAUCUAAUGUGACCACUGUUCCAUAAAAUGAAAGGAAUAAACAAUGUACUACAGUCACACAAUCAAUCAAUCAAUCAAUCAAUCAGUAGCUGAACUGCGUUCCACGCAGUUGCAAAAACAAAACAAAAAGUGUGGCACUCAAAACAGAGCAUGUUCGGCUUCCGAAAAUAGUUCGCAAACCAGAACACUUACUUCCGGGUUUGCAGUGUUUGGGUUCCCAGUUGUGUUUGAGUACCAAGGCGUUUGAGAACCAAGGUACCACUGUAUCUGAUCCUGAGGCUAGCAGAAGUGAGAUUGAACUGGGGCGUGAGGAAGGGAUCUAGCAUAGGAAUGUGGAGCCCUGGCCCUCCAGGUGGGAGGGAUGGGACACACAUGCCACCAUUAUAGUCGGUAUCAGGGGGUCCCUCUGCCUCCCUUCACUAAGCUUUGAGCUGGAUGGAACUGGAGUUCUCUGGAUGAGUAGUGACCUCCUAGCCAUAAUCACGAUUAGCCGUGAGCCUCAUAAUACGUAGGAUUGGUUUGGCAUGUAUAAGUCUGCUCCUGCUUUGGUCACCCUCCCAGCAGAGCUGCACCGUAGUGGUGCAGACGCACCAGAAUGGAGUAGUGCUGGCAUAUUUGGGACAUGGGUGGCGCUGUGGUAUAAACCACGGAGCCUCUUGGGCUUGCUGAUCAGAAGGUCGGCGGUUCGAAUCCGUGUGAUGGAGUGAGCUCCUGUUGCUCUGUCCCAGCUUCUGCCAACCUAGCAGUAUGAAAGCACGCCAGUGCAAGUAGAUACAUAGGUACCACUGUGGCGGGAAGGUAAAUGGCACUUCCAUGUGCUCUGGUUUCCGUCACGGUGUCCCGUUGUGCCAGAAGCAGUUUAGUCAUGCUGGCCAUAUGACCUGGAAAGCUGUCUGUGGACAAACGCCGGCUCCCUCGGCCUGAAGGCAAGAUGAGUGCCACAACCCCAUAGUCGCCUUUGACUGGACUUAACUGUCUAGGGAUCCUUUACCUUUACCUAGUGCUGGCAUAUACCUAGAGAUGCUUUGCUGUCUCAAGAUAUGAAGGUGUAGUUGGGUUUCCACCAUAUCCUACAGUCUACUAGCCAGCACUUUUAGAGCACAGGUUUGUGCUCUGACAGCCCAUACAUAAUAAGAGUGAUCAAGUGGAACAAUACUUUACAGUCGUUCCUGCAGGGAUGAGGUCUGGUGGCUGAUGGUACAUAGUAGAUACUGGCUUGCUCUUGUGUCAUAAAAAAAGUUCCUUUUCCUUUCUCUGGAACAAUAGUUAAAAUUUAAAUAAUUGGUGUUAUUUUUAAGUUUUAAAAUGUUUUCUUUAAUUGGGUAAACUUUCAAGGUGCUUGAAAAAAAUAUUUUUAAGGCUUGAAGCAUGUGGCAAGGAGUGGGGGUAGCAGGAAGAGAAAGAGGAAAUCGGUUUAGAGGCAUGUUUGUGUGUGUCGUUUUAAAACUGAAGGUGUGGAAAAUCUGACACCCCCCCCAGCAGAGAAAUACCAGUUCCUGUCCAUACAUAUGUGCCUAUAUGCCUAAGGAGGAAGAAGGCUCUUUAUUGCCUUUGUUACAGCUGUCUAAAGAUGGCCUCUGUUGUUUUAAUCAGACGAGAAUUACUCAUUUGAAAUUAUUUUACUGUAGAGAUGGACUGAGAAAAAGGGGCUGAGAUGUAUGGACUUAAGGCAAGUGUUUUACAAAGCACCAUAUUACUCUUUAGCAGGAAAACAGAGCCCCAGGCCAAUCAUUUUCUUCAGCUCCUCGUGAAAACAGUGCUAUAGUUCUGUCCAGCAAGACAGAAACAGAAAAAAGCCACAGUCUAAAGCUGCCUCUGACUUCAGCAGGUACAAAUUUUGAAUGCUAAUUUUUUUUUAACAGAAACAAAUUGAUGAGGACAAAAUUGUGACAAAUGCUUGAAUGAGACUUGGAGUGGGUAAAUUGUUGUCGUUUAGUCGUGUCCGACUCUUUGUGACCCCAUGGACCAGAGCAUGCCAGGCACUCCUGUCUUCCACUGCCUCCCGCAGUUUGGUCAAACUCAUGCUGGUCGCUUCGAGAACACUAUCCAGCCAUCUUGUCCUCUGUCGUCCCCUUCUCCUUGUGCCCUCCAUCUUUCCCAACAUUAAGGUCUUCUCCACAGAGUUUUCUCUUCUUAUGAGGUGGCCAAAGUAUUGGAGCCUCAGCUUCAGGAUCUGUCCUUCCAGUGAGCACUCAGGGCUGGUUUCCUCAAGAAUGGAGAGGUUUGAUCUUCUUGCAGUCCAUGGGACUCCCAAGAGUCUCUUCCAGCACCAUAAUUCAAAAGCAUCAAUUCUUUGGCCAUCAGCCUUCUUUAUGGUCCAGCUCUCACUUUCAUACAUCACUACUGGGAAAACCAUAGCUUUAACUAUACGGACUUUUGUUGGCAAGGUGAUGUCUCUGCUUUUUAAGAUGCUGUCUAGGUUUGUCAUUGCUUUUCUCCCAAGAAGCAGGUGUCUUUUAAUUUCGUGGCUGCUGUCACCAUCUGCAGUGAUCAUGGAGCCCAAGAAAGUAAAAUCUCUCACUGCCUCCAUUUCUUCCCCUUCUAUUUGCCAGGAGGUGAUGGGACCAGUGGCCAUGAUCUUCAUUUUUUUGAUGUUGAGCUUCAAACCAUAUUUUGCGCUCUCCUCUUUCACCCUCAAUAAAAGGUUCUUUAAUUCCUCCUCAUUUUCUGCCAUCAAGGUUGUGUCAUCUGCAUAUCUGAGGUUGUUGAUAUUUCUUCCGUCAGUCUUAAUUGCGGCUAGGGAUUCAUCCAGCCCAGCCUUUCGCAUGAUGAAUUCUGCAUAUAAGUUAAAUAAGCAGGGAGACAAUAUACAGCCUUGUCGUACUCCUUUCCCAGUUUUGAACCAAUUAGUUGUUCCAUAUCCAGUUCUAACUGUAGCUUCUUGUCCCACAUAGAGAUUUCUCAGGAGACAGUUGAGGUGAUCAGGCACUCCCAUUUCUUUAAGAACUUGCCAUAGUUUGCUGUGGUCGACACAGUCAGAGGCUUUUGCAUGGUCAAUAAAGCAGAAGUAGAUGUUUUUCUGGAACUCUCUAGCUUUCUCCAUAAUCCAGCGCAUGUUAGCAAUUUGGUCUCUGGUUCCUCUGCCCCUUCAAAAUCCAGCUUGCACUUCUGGGAGUUCUCGGUCCACAUACCGCUUAAGCCUGCCUUGUAGAAUUUUAAGCAUAACCUUGCUUGAAUGAGACUUGGAGUGGGUAAAUACAGUAUAUAAGCUAUAAAAUGGGGUAGUGGUGGGGAAACCCUGGUUCAAACCACAUCCCAACUGUGAACUUACUUGCAGAUCUCAGGCCAGCCUUUCAGUUUUCCCACUCCAAUUUGCACUACAGGGAUAAUAAUAAUAGCGGGUGGCGAUGGGGGUUAAACCACAGAGCCUAGGACUUGCCUAUCAGAAGGUCGGCGGUUCGAAUUCCCGCGAUGGGGGUGAGCUCCCGUUGCUCGGUCUCUGCUCCUGCCAACCUAGCAGUUCGAAAGCACACCAGUGCAAGUAGAUAAAUAGGUACCGCUCCGGCGGGAAAGUAAAUGGCGUUUCCAGCGCUGCUCUGGUUUGCCAGAAGCAGCUUAGUCAUGCUGGCCACGUGACCCGGAAGCUGUACGCCAGCUCCCUCGGCCAGUAAAGCGAGAUGAGCGCUGCAACCCCAGAGUCGUCCGUGACUGGACCUAACGGUCAGGGGUCCCUUUACCUUUACUGAUCUCACUGAUGCAGGGACACUAAUACUAAGCUAGCUUCCUCUAACCCGGUGCUCUCCAUAAUGUUUUUAUUCUGCACCUCCCAGCAGCCAUAGCCAGCAUUUUUGGGGAACUGCUUUAAACAGCAUAUUCUGAGAGAUGGGGAGAACGAGGAAACAAGUUAUUUAUUACCUGCAUGAUGGUUAAGUUAUGUGAAUGCAGAGAAGAGAAGUCCAGGCCAGGAAGUUGGUUCAUCAAUAUUUUGUACAAUUUGUUUGCUUUAGUAUUUAACUCGUGAGCUGCUUUGGGUUCCUUGGCAGAAUAUAUAGGUGCAAUAAAUAAAUGAACACAAUAUCCAAUAUUCAGUGUUUGAUUUUUGUCUCCAAAUCAGAAGCCUUGAAACAUUUUAAAAACCAGCUAACAACGUAUGAACAGCGGGAGAUUAAGGAAUAUAGAGAGCUGUGGUUUCUUGGACUGGGAGCUAAAAAGAUUGAAGCCUAUCCUGAUGCAGAGAACAACAGUUCCUACGAUGAUGAUCAUGGCUCCUACAAAAAGGUAAGAGGCUGAAAGUGCAGUAUUGCUUUGGCAUCCGUGACUUUGGAAACAAUGUAGAACUAUUGGUGUUCAUCUUGUGUAAGAGCUGUCCAAUGAGAGGAAGUGAAGAGUAAUUUUCUCAUUGCAUUUAAUAAAUCCUGGCUCAGAAAUAUGAAUAUUGGGGACUCAUAAUGCUCACCUCAAAUAUGAGAUGAGCAUUUACAGCCUAUAUUCUUCUUCAGCUUGGAUUUUGAUCUAAAAUGAGAAGGAAGAUUUUAAUCUGAGCCACAGUCUGUAAUCCCUGCGUUCCUGCUACCCACGUGUCACUGGGUGAUGAAUGCAUGGAACAUGUACUUGUGUUUUGUUCAUGGAGUCAUUGAAUCACAGAACUGUAGAGUUUGAAGGGACCCCGAGAGUCAUCUAGUCCAACCCUCUGCAAUGCAGGAAUCUCAGCUAAAGUAUCCAUGACAGAUGGCCAUCCAACCUCUGCUUAAAAACUUUCAAGGAAGGAGAGUCCAUCAACUCCCAAGGGGGUCUGUUCCACUGUCAAACAGCUCUUACCGUCAGAAAAUUCUUUCUGAUGUUUUGUCGGAAUUUACUUUGUUUAACUUGAAGCCAUUGGUUCGAGUCCUACCCACCAGAGCAAGAGAAAACAAGCUUGCUCCAUGUUCCAUGUGACAGCUCUUGAGAUAUUUGAAGAUGGCUAUCACAUUUCCUCUCGACCGCCUCUUAUCCAGGCUAAACAUACCCAGUUCCCUCAACCACUCCUCAUACGGCUUGGGUUCCAGACCUGUGAUCAUUGUGGUCGCCCUCCUCUGCACACAUUCCAGCUUGUCAAUAUCCUUCUGAAAUUGUGGUGCCAAAAACUUGACACAGAAUUCCAGGUGUGGCAGAAGAGAGAGGUACUAUUUUUCCCCUUGAUCUGCACACUAGACAUCUGUUGAUGCAGACUAGAAUAGCAUUCUAGAGCCAGUGUGGUGUAGUGGUUAAGAGCGAUAGUCUCGUAAUCUGGGGAACCGGAUUCGCGUCUCCGCUCCUCCACAUGCAGCUGCUGGGUGACCUUGGGCCAGUCACACUUCUUUGAAGUCUCUCAGCCCCACUCACCUCACAGAGUGUUUGUUGUGGGGGAGGAAGGGAAAGGAGAAUGUUAGCUGCUUUGAGACUCCUGAAGGGGAGUGAAAGGCGGGAUAUCAAAUCCAAACUCUUCUUCUUCUUCUUCUGCACUGCACUGUUGAUCCAUGUUCAGCUUGUGAUCUGCUAGGACCCUAGGUCCUUUUAGCACCAGAGAUACAAGGGCACGUACUACUUUUGCUUUCCACUUUUUGUCACCUUGUAUAGGUUCUAAGUGAUCAUAUCGCAUACAGAUAUGAAAUACUGGCUGUUAUUGGGAAAGGAUCAUUUGGGCAUGUUGUGAAGUGUUUGGACCACAAGACAGGUGAAAAAGUAGCAGUGAAGAUAAUAAGGAACAAAAAGAGGUACGGUAUGUCAAAAGUUUUAUAAACUUUAUCAAGAUACCACAAUGUUAGAUGUUAGUUGAAUAGAAAUAAUUUUUUUUUUAUUUAAUUGUGAUUUGUUUUAUUAUUUUAGCAGAAGAUGGGAGUGGAUUUAAUCAGUGUUUAGCCAGAAAACCCGUAAAAAAUUUUCAGCUAACAAAAAAUUGAAGAAAUUAUUGUUACAGCUUUCUGACUAAACAAACAAAAUUCAUAUUCAGGUUUUCAAAAUUGUAAGUUGUUUCGAGGGCUGGUUUUGGUGCGAAGAUCUUGGGGAGGUUUCUAACUGCUUGACAUGGUUAGAAGCCCACUCUAGACUUCACACUAAACACAUGAUGAGGAACACGCAUAGUGCACAUGGGACAAGCCCUCCUGUGAUCAGACAAGUAUAGAAAGUCACAUUCAUCUUUGUAUUUUGUGUAGUGUGCCUGUGCUAAGAGUAAUUUGCCUUAAGUGCUAUUUUCAACAACACACGGGAAUGAUCUAGGUUCUGGCAUCAGCCUGUGUAAAAAAAUGAAAACCAAAACCCUUCUGUCGCACUUAGAUUUCAUAAUCAAGCCUUGGUAGAAGUUAGCAUCCUCAAUGCUCUACGGCAAAAGGAUGAAGACAAUGCGCACAAUGUCGUCCACAUGAAAGAAUAUUUUUACUUCCGUAAUCAUUUCUGCAUUUCCUUUGAACUGUUAGGGUAAGACAACUUUUCCUUAUCUAUAGUAACAAUUACGUAAACUGUUGUGUAUAUUUACGCCCAAAUUGGAGAUGGGGGAAUGGGAGGGGAAGCAAUCACUAAGUUUUCACAUUUCCAUUCCACAAGCAUAGACAUCUCUUUAAGCAGUAUAAUGGAGAUCUGAUCAUUGCUCUGUAUCAGGUUGCAUAUUGCGGAUCCACUUAUAAUUUUCGAACGUAUGAAACUGCCUUGUAUGGAGCCUGAACAUUCAAGCAUCAUUCAUUGUGCCAAUCCUGAGGGAGUAGUCCAUUAGAUGCCCCUUGAUCUAUGGGUUCCAUGGGGAAUAGGCCCAAAUGUGAGUCCUAGUUAUUAGCAAGAUUCAUAAUAGUGCAGUACCUUUGGCUUUAAUUGAGGAUUCCUACACACUUUCCUGGGACGUGGGUAGGGCUGUGGGUUAAACCACAGAGCCUAGGACUUGCUGAUCAGAAGGUCGGCGGUUCGAAUCCCCGCGACGGGGUGAGCUCCCGUUGCUCGGUCCCUGCUCCUGCCAACCUAGCAGUUCGAAAGCACGUCAAAGUGCAAGUAGAUAAAUAGGUACCGCUCUGGCGGGAAGGUAAACGGCGUUUCCAUGCACUGCUCUGGUUUGCCAGAAGCGGCUUAGUCAUGCUGGCCACAUGACCCAGAAGCUGUACGCCGGCUCCCUUGGCCAAUAAAGCGAGAUGAGCGCUGCAACCCCAGAGUCGGCCACGACUGGACCUAAUGGUCAGGGGUCCCUUUACCUUUACCUUUACACACUUUCCUCAGGCAAUACACUUUGGGGGGUUCUUUUGAGAGACAGCCACUGUAGAUGCCCAGAUUUCAGCCUGGUCUCAGUGUCUUUGGUAGGCUGGGGCUAGGGCCUCACUAAGUUCUGAGCAGGCCUGGCCUGAGGCAUAUCCCGUCACUGAAACAGGUUCUCACCAUCUUUGGCAUUUCCAGUCGCUCCUGGUAAAUCAUUCAAAAUUUAUUUUCAGAGUCUAAAAAACAAUCUAAUUUCCCCCCUUUCCCUCUUCUUUUUGUGUAGACUGGAAUGCAUGUAUUAUGAGCACUUAAAAUAUUUAGAAACUCCAACUUUUAGAACUUUAAAAUGAAUACACACAUGCGCACACACACAAGAGAAUGAUUUGAAGUUGAUACUGGAGGUUUUUAAGCAGAGGUUUGAUGGCCAUCUGACAUAGGUGCUUUUGUAGAGAUUCCUGCAUUUCACUAGAUACUCUUGGGGUCCCUCUCAGCUCCACAAUUCUACGGUUCUAUUCUUUUAAAUAACCAUAAUGAAAGAUGGUGGUUUUCUGUCAUCUGAGAACCCAAGCAGUUCUGGUACGGUUUGCUGUGGUAUGCUAGAACUAAUUUCCUACCGGGAAGAUUUUUAUGGUGUUCCAGUGUUGUACCCCUUGGAAGUGAUCCUUUUUGAUGAAACUUUCAAAGUAUCUACAGCCACGGGCUCCUUUGGAAGGAAGAUCCGGGUGAAAAUUUAAUAAAUAAAUUAUAUAAAAAUCAGAAGUCAUUAAGGGGACCUAUCCAGGCAUUUGAGCAGCUUUGAUGCAUGGUAACUGCCCAAUGGAGGAAAUGGAGGCAGUGAGAGAUUUUAUUUUCUUGGGCUCCAUGAUCACUGCAGAUGGUGACAGCAGUCACAAAAUUAAAAGGCGCCUGCUCCUUGGGAGAAAGGCGAUGGCAAAUCUAGACAACAUCUUAAAAAAUAGAGACAUCACCUUGCCAACAAAGGUCCGUAUAGUUGAAGCCAUGGUUUUCCCAGUAGUGAUGUGUGGAAGUGAGAGCUGGACCAUAAAGAAGGCUGAUCGCCAAAGAAUUGAUGUUUUGAAUUCUGGUGCUGGAAGAGACUCUUGAGAGUCCCAUGGACUGCAAGAAGAUCAAACGUAUCCAUUCUUAAGGAAAUGAGCCCUGAGUGCUCACUGGAAGGACAGAUCGUGAAGCUGAGGCUCCAAUACUUUGGCCACCUCAUGAGAAGAGAAGACUCCCUGGAAAAGACCCUGAUGUUGGGAAAGAUGGAGGGCACAAGGGGAAGGGGACGACGGAGGACGAGAUGGUUGGACAGUGUUCUCGAAGCUGCUAACAUGAAUUUGACCAAACUGCAUGUAGUGGUUCUAGGGGCUGCUCGUGCGUAAGCCGGUGCAAAUACCUGGCUGGGUUGCCUGAGUGAACCUUUUCUGUCCGGACAGCCACUCACCCGUGGCUGUCUCAAUCGCUGGCAGAAUCCGUCAGUGGGCGUUUCUUGAACUUCUUCCAGCAAAGAAGCUCUUUGACGCCUAGUCUCCUCCUACUCUCUCUGCGCGAAAGCCUUCUGCGCAAGGAGGGCGUAGGCAGCGGAGGAACUCUACUCUCCCCGCUGGUCCCCGGCAAGGAGUCAUGGGACCGCCUUGCCGCUUCCCCCAUCUGCCCCCCUUCUCCACUGGUGCUACGCUGAUUCUCUUCCCCAGAAGAUGGGCUGCCUCUCCCAAUCCCGGGACGCUCUCCGGAAUCCCUCUGGAUUUUGCUCUCUCCCUCCGGCACUGAUGGCAGUUCCCUGACACCUAGGCUCUGUGGUUUAACCCACAGCACCACCCACAUCCCUACAAGGUAACUUUGAACUUUUCCCGGUAAAUGCUUUUGAAUUCUGGUGCUGGAGGAGACUCUUGAGAGUCCCAUAGACUGCAAGAAGAUCAAACCUAUCCAUUCUGAAGGAAAUCAGCCCUGAGUGCUCACUGGAAGGACAGAUCCUGAAGCUGAGGCUCCAAUACUUUGGCCACCUCAUGAGAAGAGAAGACUCCCUGGAAAAGACCCUGAUGUUGGGAAAGAUGGAGGGCACAAGGGGAAGGGGACGACGGAGGACGAGAUGGUUGGACAAUGUUCUCGAAGCUACCAGCAUAAAUUUGACCAAACUGCGGGAGGCAGUGGAAGACAGGAGUGCCUGGCGUGCUCUGGUCCAGGGGGUCACGAAGAGUCGGACACGACUGAACGACUAAACAACAACAACAACAACAACAACAACAACUGCCCAAAUCAGUUUUCACUCCAAUCGUCAUUAGCUGCAUUAGAUCACAGUGCUCAGCAGCUGCCAUUAGAGAUGCUGAAACUUUUAUGAGGUAACUGCGUAGAUAGCCAUACUUUUUCUCUGAAGGAUGUAAAUAUUCUGACAUGGUCUUGGACUUUAAGUGUGUUCAGAUUUUAUCCUUUCAGUCAGAAGUAGAAUAAAGAAAUAUGUAUUUUCUGCCAUUUAAAAUUGUUCACAGUAUAAUGUGUAAAUGCUUUUUUUUCUCUCACCCCACAGUAUAAAUUUGUAUGAACUAAUCAAGAAAAAUAAUUUCCAAGGUUUUACACUGGGUUUGAUUCGUAGAUUCACCCUGUGUAUAUUAAGAUGUUUACAGUUGUUGUACACAGAAAAGAUUAUUCACUGUGAUCUAAAGCCUGUAAGUACAACCAUUUUUAUAUAUCAUUGCAGAUUUUGUGUAAUGAAGCACAGUCCAAGUCUUUAAAGGUAAAGGGACCCCUGACAGUUACCGUAAGUCCAGUCACUAAUGACUCUGGCAUUGCGGCACUCAUCUCGUUUUACAGGUCGAGGGAGCCGGAGUUUGUCUGCUUCCGCAGACAGUUUUUCCGGGUCAUGAGGCGAACCAGAGCAGCGCACAAAAAUGCCGUUUACCUUCCCGCCUCAGCGAUACCUAUUUAUCUACUUGCACUGGUGUGCUUUCAAACUGCUAGGUUGGCAGAAGCUGGUGACUGAGCAAUGAGAGCUCACCCCGUCGCGGGGAUUUGAACCACUGACCUUCUGAUCGGCAAGUCCAAGCGGCGCGGUGGUUUAAACCACAGCACCACCCACGUCCCUCUAGUCCAAGUCUUUAGACAAGACUAAAGAUUAUUGUUUCCAAAAUUGCAUAACAUUAUUUUUCUCUCCCUCACUUAAAAUCUCCUGGGCCCCUUGUCAGUGGCUAAUUUUUUAACUCUCAUGCACAUUAUGGAUUGUUAUUUACACCAAGGAGUAGAAAAAUAUGUAAACAUUCCCCCCCCCUUAAACUGUGUUGUUUCAUAUUCUGUAUAUUCUACUGUGUAUUCUACAGUAUUCCCCCCCCCCCCCGUGUUUGUGUGUGUGUGUGUGUGUGUGUGUGUGUGUGUGUAUUUCUGUGUAAUGAGUUCAUUUCAAUGAAUGGGGUCAGUUAGGUCCUAACAAGAUGGGACAUUAUGUGUGUAUUUGCAUUUAACAUGCACUUUUUUUAAAAAAAUGCAAAUAGUAGGUGCUGGGGGUGAUUACUGCUGCAAGUAGCAAAGGGGAGUUUAACCCUUAUCUUCUUGCUUUCUAUCCUGGCAAAAAUAAAUGCUCCUCCGAAGCUGCUAUUUGCAUUGGAAGGAAAACUCCCAUUGUUACUAUUUAAUGUUAUGUCUAGCUUGCCUAGAUUUCAUUGGGUGGACGCGGGUCUACCCAAGGGACGUGGGUGGCGCUGUGGGUUAAACCACAGAGCCUAGGACUUGCCGAUCAGAAGGUUGGUUCGAAUCCCCGCAACGGGGCGAGCUCCCAUUGCUCGGUCCCAGCUCCUGCCAACCUAGCAGUUUGAAAGCACGUCAAAGUGCAAGUAGAUAAAUAGGUACCGCUCCGGCGGGAAGGUAAACGGCGUUUCCGUGUGCUGCUCUGGUUUGCCAGAAGCAGCUUAGUCAUGCUGGCCACAUGACCUGGAAGCUGUACCCCGGCUCCCUUGGCCUGUAAAGCGAGAUGAGCGCCACAACCCCAGAGUCGGCCACAGCUGGACCUAAUGUUCAGGGGUCCCUUUACCUUUUACCUAGCUUGACUAGACCUCUUUGAAAGUAAAAGGAAGUAAUGAAAUACUGAGGUAUAGAUGACUCUCAUAUGGUUAAGCAUUCAACAUCACAAUAGCUGUUUUAUGUUGAUGGAGCAGUGAUGUUUGGAAAGCUUUAACCAUUCAGUGAAAUUUCCAAAUCACUGAGUGUCAUAUGACCAAAUAUAUAGACCAAAGCAUUAGCUUAUGUUAGAGAUAUGAUGUUUAUUUCAGUUUCCUCUAGUACAGACUCCUAAUGAAGGUCUGUUUUCUAUGAGACACUGUCUAUAUUAAAAUCACUUUCCCUUGUACAGUGGUACCUCGGGUUACAUAAGCUUCAGGUUACAUACGCUUCAGGUUACACACUCCACUAAGCCAGAAAUAGUGCUUCAGGUUAAGAACUUUGCUUAAGGAUAAGAACAGAAAUCGUGCUCCAGCGACGCGGCAGCAGCGGGAGGCCCCAUUAGCUAAAGUGGUGCCAUGGUCUGAGCACUAUGCUCUGAAAGCUGAGGUUAAGAACAGUUUCAGGUUAAGAACGGACCUCCGGAACGAAUUAAGUUCUUAACCCGAGGUACCACUGUAUAUGGUGGUGUCUGGUGAGAAAUCCCAGCAUCUUUGACCUCCUCUUUUAGGUGUAUGACAAUGUAUUUUGUGGAUGCAGGGUUCUAUAUGCUCAAUGUUAGAGAACUGAGAUCAUUCAGUUGGUGAACUGACUCUCAUCAGCAAGAACUCAAACUAAUGCCUUAUCAGAUUGGCCAGCAGGUUGUCAUGUUGCCCACAUGGCUACAGUUCUGAAGCAGUACUGAUUCCAUUCACUGGAGCUAAUUUUCAUGGUUCCUAUGGAACAUGAUAAAGUCUCAGGGAGGCAUGUUUUCAGUGUGGUUGACUAACCUGCCCUUUUCUGACCUGGUCCCUGCCCUUCUGAGCUAAGCAUUCAAAGGUGCACAUGAGCAGAAUGUCAGUCAAACUUUUAUUUAGCAGGAUGCCGGUCCAUUGUCCCUCAGACCUUGUGGGGGCCGGACUAGUAUUUUUGUGGGGGAAUGAACAAAUUCCUAUGCCCACAAAUGAAUCUCAGAGAUUCAUUUUAGAUAAAAGCAUGUAUCCUACUCAUGUAAAAACAUCAGGCAGGCUCCACAAAGUAACUGAGGACAAUGGACCGUCCUUGACUGAAAGGACACAUUGCUGACCUCUGCCCUGGCACCUUUGAAUGCUUAGCUCAGAAGGGCAGGGACCAGGUCAGAAAAGGGCAGGUUAGUCAACCACACUGAAAACAUGCCUCCCUGAGACUUUAUCAUGUUCCAUAGGAACCAUGAAAGUUAGCCCCAGAAAGGGAAUCAACUGCUGCAUAACUGUAGAGGGGCCACAUAAACCUGCUGGGCCAAUCUGGGAAGGAAUUAGAAAAGCCUUCCUUGAUGGGGGUCAUUUCCACCAACUUCAGAUCUCAGUUCUCUAACAUUGAGCAUAUAGAACCCUGCAUGAACAAAUAUACAUUUUUUAAUACACCGAAUGGCACAUUUAAGCCAGGCUAAGGGUGGCAGCAGACCAAUUACAGUGGUACCUCGGGUUAAGUACUUAAUUCGUUCUGGAGGUCCGUUCUUAACCUGAAACUGUUCUUAACCUCAGCUUUCAGAGCAUAGUUAUCAGACCAUGGCACCUUCAUCGAAGGAGACAUGAUCACAUCUAUACCGACGCCAAAGAUCAAAUCCAGCGUGUGGCCUGCUUGAUGUGUGGGGCCCGAAACAAACUGGGAGAGCCCUAGUGUCGCCAUGGAAGACACCAGGUCCAGAGCCUGUGAGGAGGGAGUGGCAUCAGCAUGGAUGUUGAAGUCCCCCAAUACCAAUAGGUUAGGGAUCUCCAAGGCCCAGCCGGCCACUGCCUCCAGCAGGCCUGACAGGGUGGCUGCUGGUACGCUAGGUGGCCGGUACACCAGCCAGACAGCCAAGCUCACCUCGGAGCCCCACACUAGGCCAACACGAUGCCGGGGAUCGAUGGCGAUAGUAGAGCCCUGAAAGAACAAUCUUCCCGGAUUAAUAAUGCAACUCCUCCCCCCCGGCCCACAGUCCGCGACUGGUGGAGGACGGAGAAACCCGGGGGCGCCAUCUCUCGUAAGGUAACUGUUGCCCCUUCGCACACCCAGGUCUCCGUCACACAAGCCAGGUCGACCCCCUACGAGUUGAAGAAAUCUCGCAGGGUGGCGGUUUUGUUGCCUAUAGACCUGGCAUUGCACAACACCAGUGAUGGAGGUGAGUAAUCCUUGCUCACCCUACCUUUGUCCCUCAAGACAGAGCUGUUCCACCAGGCCUUUGAUCAGGGCGCAGCCUGACCCCCUCCUCUGGCAAUCUGCAUAGAAUGUUGCUUAAUGGUUGUCAUUAAUUUGAUUUUAAUUAAUUUUAUAAUGAAUGUUUUUAGAAUGUUGGAUUAUUUUGAUUGUUGUUAGCCGCCCUGAGCCCAGCUUCGGCUGGGGAGGGCGGGAUAUGAAUAAAAAAUUAUUAUUAUUAUUAUUAUUAACCUGAAGCACCACUUUAACUAAUGGGGCUCCCACUGCUGCCGCGUGAUUUCCGUUCUCAUCCUGAAGCAAAGUUCUUAACCUGAGGUACUAUUUCUGGGUUAGCGGAGUCUAUAACCUGAAACGUGUGUAACCUGAAGCGUCUGUAACCCGAGGUACCACUAUAUUUGCAGUCUGGUUGUUUUCCCCCUGUAAAAAUGUUUUUGCCGUUAGUCUGCUAACCUGAUAGAUGUGUGUUGAUAUUUUCUCUCCCCCUUCUUCGCUUUCCCCCAUUUUAGGAGAACAUAUUAAUAAACCAACCCCAACCUGGGCAGGUUUCAUUUAAAGUUAUCGACUUUGGAUCAAGCUGCUAUGAACACCAAAGAGGUUUGCAGAAAAGUCAAGUAGAUGUAAUUUUCUUUAUUAGAUUUCUUAAUUUUUGAUUGAUUUACUUAUGUACUUCAAACUCCACAUCUUCAGUAUAAAUUUAUAAUCCUGGGGCAGUUUACAAGGGAGUAAGAAACAAAGGCACAAUGAAUUUUUUUUUUAAUGAUAUUUAUUAAGGUUUCAAUAAAAGAUUAAACAGAAAAACAUAAACGAAAAAUACACAAUUCAAAAAAGCACAGUACAUAGUCCAAAAAAAAAGAAAAAGAAAAAGAAAAAAGAACAAAGAAAAAACAAAAUACAAGACAGAAAGAACAAUUAAAAACAAUAUCACCUUUUCGUUUCCAUCUUUAAAUUUACUUGUUUUCUGGACCUCCUCAUACCUCCCUCUUUUGUAUUCCAGUUCAAAUUGUUUGUCCAGCAAUUUCUUUCCCUCUUUUUUAAUCCCAAUCUUUAAUCUUAAUAUAAUAUAACAUUAAAAUUUUACCUCUUAAAAGCCAAAUUUCCAUUUCCUUAAACUUCUUUAAUCCUAAUCCUUAAUCUUAGUUUAUCUAUAAUUUUAAAUCUUGUACAGCUGGAAACCACUCAUUUUCAAUCCAACAUCACUCUAACAUUCUUUAAUUUUGCAGUGUUUCUGUAGAUAAUCUUUGAAUUUCUUCCAGUCUUCCUCCACCGACUCUUCUCCCUGGUCACGGAUUCUACCAGUCAUUUCCGCCAGUUCCAUAUAGUCCAUCAAAGGCACAAUGAAUUUUUAAAAUAGUUUUUUGAAGUAAAAAGGGAAAUCAACACUGGCCUCUGUCCCUCUUUCCUUCCCUCCCUCCUCUGAUGCCCUUUCACAUCUCUGCCCCCCAUUGGCUUGCAUGGCUGUUUGUUGCAGCAGCCCUGGCUACAAGCGCCUCAGCUGAAUGGUGCCUGUGGGGCUGCUCGGGGGGUGGAGAGUGCCGGGAGUGGAGGUGGCCUUGGAGAAGAAGAAGAAGAAGAAGAAGAAGAAGAAGAAGAAGAAGAAGAGUUUGGAUUUGAUAUCCCGCUUUAUCACUACCCGAAGGAGUCUCAAAGCAGCUAACAUUCUCCUUUCCCUUCCUCCCCUACAACAAACACUCUGUGAGUGGGGCUGAGAGACUUCAGAGAAGUGUGACUAGCCCAAGGUCACCCAGCAGCUGCAUGUGGAGGAGCGGAGAAGCGAACCUGGUUCCCCAGAUUACGAAUCUACCGCUCUUAACCACUACACCACACUGGCUCUCGAGUAAGCAAGCAAGCCAGUGGGAGAGGGUGCCCAGCCAGCCAGUCCUCCAGUCCUUGCAGUUGGGAAUGGACAAAUUAGUGGGAUACCUGGCAAGCAGGUGUUCCGCUAGCCUUUCUUGUGCUUACUGUGUGCAAGGCCUGCCUGGGAGCUGAGUUGCGUGUCGAGACCCCGAGACCACCCUCUCGUUGAUGAAUAAGACACAAGGACACAGAUAUUAGGCUAAUGUUAUUGGGCAAAUUUAGGCCACAACUUUAUUGGUUACAGAAUGUGAGUGGUAUUGGCUUAGGCAUUGGAAUUGACCCGGCUAUAUCUGACUCCUGCCCGUCACGCAGGGAGUCCAGUAAGGGUCAAUCACCGGUAGGGGGAGCCCCAUCGAUGCAAACCAACUUGAGCUCCCCCUGGGUUCCCGACGGGGUCGUGGCAUGGCCCUAGCCCAGCCCUGGACUUUGGACAAGAUCCACACCCCCGGGUUCCUUUAACGGAAUACCCUUAAGCUUGGAGGGGCAGGUGAUGGCCACACCUCGCCUCCCCCAGAGCCAGUGUGGUGUAGUGGUUAAGAGUGGUGGACUCGUAAUCUGGUGAACCGGGUUCACUUCCCCGCUCCUCCACAUGGAGCUGCUGGGUGACCUUGGGCUAGUCACACUUCUCUGAAGUCUCUCAGCCUCACUCACCUCACAGAGUGUUUGUUGCGGGGGAGGAAGGGAAAGGAGAAUGUUAGCCACUUUGAGACUCCUUCGGGUAGUGAUAAAGUGGGAUACCAAAUCCAAACUCUUCUUCAAACCAAUGCCUAACUGCCACACGAGCCCUAGGCUCACCACCAAAUACUCUCGCACCUGCAACCAAUCCUUCACGCGCUCUCCAAUCCGGCUCACGCCUGAGUUCAAAUGGCUGGCAGACAAAUGACAUUGCUGGGAACCUCCGGGGGAUGUGGGACUUUGUCCCCUGCCCCCGGAGGGGAGUGGGUGGUCAUGUGGUCCACCGCAACUCCUCCCCACUGGGAAGCGGAGUGGAUUUCCCGGUGCUGAAGGGGAGUUUUUCCACCAUGAAGGCCAGGCAGCGCCCACGGCUGCCUCCUCAGGUGAGUAAGAUGCUGGCCUCAUGUUCACCUUUGGCCAGUCUCUGUUGGGCCCCUGAGGCUGGGGGCAUCCUCUUUCCAAACUCCUGGGGAGGCAUCGUGAGGAGGUACCUCUCUUUGGGGUGGAUGGGGCAGCUCAGAGACCAGGGUCGGUGGCUGCUGCUGCCCAGAGGACUCCCAGAGAGAGGGGAGAGGAGGCUGAGGGAACACUCCAAAAGGGAGGGUGUUCAAAAAGGGGUGAGAGGCUGCCAGCUCUGCAGUCAAGGGGCUCCUGAGCCCCACAAGGGUGCCGCAGAAAGAAUGUAGUGGGUCAAGUGAGCCAUGGACCCAAAAAGGUUGAAAACCUGUGAGCUAGAAUAUCAACUUUUGCUAUACUGAGAGUUCAACACACUGUCUUCUAGAAACAUGUAUAUAAAUGAAUAGACUGGAGAAAGAAUGUAGUUGGUCAAGGGAGCCUUGGACUCAAAUUGGUUGGAAACCUCUGGUCUUGACCUCUGGUCAAGACCAAAAUAAUGGAACUUAAGAUAAGGAGCUCAGGAACUUGCAUCGAGGCGAGGAUCGGUGGCAAUGGAAGAGGAGAUAAUUUACAUGUCCAAUGUUUUCCCCCUGCCUUUUUAUUCCAGUGUAUACGUAUGUCCAGAGUCGAUUUUAUCGUUCCCCAGAAGUGAUUCUUGGUCACCCCUAUGCAACCCCUAUUGACAUGUGGAGUCUAGGGUGCAUUAUGGCUGAACUCUACACAGGGUACCCACUUUUUCCUGGGGAGAAUGAAGUGGAGCAGCUUGCAUGCAUUAUGGAGGUAACUUCUGAUUUUAAUAUUAGCAGGUGUGCAGAAACAACCCAGACUCCAAAGAACAAGUUUAGCUAUACACAGGAACUUAUGCAUGCUCACAAAGGGGAUUUCUUUCUUUCUUGCAACAUCGCAGGUAGUUUUUGAAACUCCUCUAAGAUUUGUCACAUAAAGUUCCACUUUAUUCCUUACUAGUUCGGCUUCAUCUGGAAAACUGUGCACUUUUAGAAGGAUAUGUAGGUGUUGGGAGUGUUCAGAGCAGGACAACAAAUAUGGAAGGUUGGGCUGAUUUCUCCUGGAGAAGACAAGGCUGAGGUGAUAGCAUUCUUCAGAUAUCUGAAAGGGUUUUACAUGGAAAACAGCAAGGACUUGUCGCCUGCUACUCCAAAAGGCAAGAUUAGGUCUAGUGGACUUAAGGUACAGGAGGGUAGAUCUCAGCUGACUAUCGGGAGAAACUUCUUAAAGGUAACAGCAUUUGGCAAUGGGAACAAUUAUCUUGAGAGGUGCUGCAAUCUCCCUAAAUGGAGGUCUUCGGCUGUUGGACAGCCAUCUGUGAGAGAUGCUCUUGGGGUUUCCUGCAAAAAGCCAGGGGGUGGGACACAACCAGAGACACAACCCCAUGGAAGUGUGGUCACGGUUCAUACCCUCUCCAACAAUCCCCCCCCCCCCAUACUCUCAACCUGCCUUCCAUGCUCCAAGUCAUGAAUGUCCUUCCAGGCAUACACAUCCUUUACAUGUAAUGUUACUUCUCCUUUCUGUUUGAUCCAUGCCUUUUGAACAGGUUCUCACCCUCAUCUCACCAGGUUUCAGUCAUGCUUGUUCACAUGAAACGAAGGCAUCUCUUUCAUUACCUGUGAAUUUUAUCUAUUAAAGUCUGAGGAAUUCAAUGUGUCAAACAAAAAUUAUGUCUACCACAAACAUUUUAAACACAAAUUAGCUAGCGUAUGUCUACGAAGAUGCACACACACAGUUGUUUUCUGUACAAAACACGUCCUUAUGAAAUAAAACGUUGCAUUUCAGAAAUGACUUGCAUACAAGUGGCAUUACACUGGCAUUAGAGUGCCUGUGAAAUGUUUAAUAUCCCCACAGGAAUUCAUGCAACCCAGAACACAAAGACCAAAAUAUCACCUAGUGACGGGGAAUUGAAAUGCGGGAUAAUAACACAGACCUGUUGGGUGUUUCAAGGAGAUUAUGUGUGUGAAGUGAUUUAAACACUCUAACUCCCAAGUAUUAAAAGCCCCUUUCUGGCAUGCAACAGGCCCAUAGUUGACCCAGAAAAAGGAGGGCAGCACUCUUUGUGAAGAACAUGAAAUUCAAAAUGUACCAUUUAACAGAUACUCUCUCAUUUGAUUAUGAAAGUCAGUUUCUAAAUUGAUUUAGAUGUACAGAGGUUUUAUUAGUUCCAGCCCAGUUUUUUAAGAUAGUUUUGAACUUUAUUUCUGUCUCCUGAUACGUUAGUUCUCCCUCCCAGUUUUGUGCCAGGCAUAACUUUCAUUUUUAGCCGUUGAUAACAGUGCUGAGGAGAAUCAGAUCCAGUACAGAUAGAAACCACCAGUUAGGUUGGAACCACUGAUGAGUUCCUCAGAAGACUUAUUUUUACUGUUUGUGGUAGUUUCCCCCUCUUUUCAACUGACUCUGCGGUAGAAUAAAAAAGAGCUCAGCCAUUAUAUCAACAUGUCCUUCAUGUUAAAGGUGUAAGACCAUUAAUUUGUUAUAUACUUAACAGAGGUGCCCUUCAGGCUGACUUUUUGUGUGUGUUAAAGAUACUAGGUCUUCCACCAGCUGAUUUCAUUCAGACUGCAUCAAGAAGACGAACGUUCUUUGGUAAGUCCCUUGCUGUUAUUGACUUACUCGCAUAAUGCCCAUCAUUAUGGUGGACAGGGCAUUUGUGGAAGAAAGACCUUCAUAUCGUAUGGUGCUUUGUGCAAGAGGGAUCACAAUGCAUAUUUAUUUGCUCUAGAUACACACCCCAGCCUCUGAGUGGUGGAGAUUUCAAGGGUGCUAGCACACGCCUUCGGUUUCGUUUCCUUGGAAUUAAGAGCAGCGCAGACUAGGAAUUGGCCUUGCAGCUUGUCUACAUUCAUUUAGUGCUCGUUCUUAUCACACCAUCUGAGUUUGGGCUGAUGCUUAGCCUGCUUUUGCAGUUUGGGCUCGGACUAUGGUGGGCAUGUUGACUCUGUUGACAAGCUUUGGUCCGUCAAGCCGAAAAAUAUCAAGCUAUAGCUUGAAAAUGUUGCAGCUGAUGUCAACUCUAGUGCAAAUCAUCUGCCCACACAGCAAACAGAAAUGGCACAGAGAAGAAGAAUGGUGUUUGUUUUUAAAACUUUCUAUAUUAUAUGUUCCAUAAUAUUAUAUGCAGAUACUUUAAUUAAGCCAGUUUCUAAAUGAAUGCCCCUUCCACAAAUUAAAUAGUAUUUAUUUGCUGUCUCCCCAUUUGAGAGUCUACAUUCACACAUACACAAACCCUGCUGCAGCCCCCCUUCACUUCAACCAGCAAUCUCACCCCUGGAUCCUUUUUUUGCCUGCAUGACACAAACAUCUAAACAGUAUUCAUUUAUAGUUCAACUCAGCAUUUUCUUCUUGGAUGAGACUACCUAAAAUACCUUCCUCAUUUCCCUCACGGAUGGAUACUUAAUCUUUUAACUGUUGCUGUAUUUGCCUGAGUUAUCCAGGUAUUUUAUCUUACAACAAAAUAAAAUUAGUAUUUUGGUAGGAAUUUAGUGGGGUUUCCCAAACAAGGUGCGCCAUUUCCAAUAAAAGCCAUGUCCUAGUAUUGGAACACAAAUUUCCCACAGAAAACCAGUUGCUCCCUUACUAUUCUAGUGCAUUUCCAGGUUGAAUUCAAAGUACCUCUGAAGUCUUACUGCACCCAGGAGCCCAGGGAAUCAGAAGAACUGCCUGCUCCCAUAUAAGCGUGCCUGCCCUCUAAGAUCUCCCCAGGCUCUACCCCAGCUGCCCCCUUCAAGCGUUAUGAAAGCCAGUGUGGUGUAGUGGUUAAGAGCGGUAGACUUGUAAUCUGGUGAACUGGGUUCGCUUCCCCGCUCCUCCACAUGCAGCUGCUGGGUGACCUUGGGCUAGUCACACUUCUCUGAAGUCUCUCAGCCCCACUCACCUCACAGAGUGUUUGUUGUGGGGGAGGAAGGGAAAGGAGAUUGUGAGCCGCUUUGAGACUCCUUCGGGUAGUGAUAAAGCGGGAUAUCAAAUCCAAACUCUUCUUCUUCUUCUUCUUCUUCUUCUUCUUCUUCUUCUUCUUCUUCUUCUUCUUCUACAUGGGCUGGGGAUCAAGCAUUUCUGUGUUGGCCUUGUGGAUUGUGGAAUAGGCCUCCCAGAAAUAUAAUUUAUUUUAUCUUUAGGCACCAAGUUACUCUCUCGUGCUUUUGGAAAGCAAUAAUAAAGUAUCUAUUGCUAGUUUACUGUUGCACUGAAUUUCCUUUGUUGUAAUACGUUUAGACCGAUGGUUGGGGUUUUUAAUUUUUUUGUGUGGAUUUGAAUGUAAUUGUUUUAUUCUGAAUUGUAAACCACCUUGAAGAGAUGGAAAGGUGAGAUGUGUUUUAAGUAUUUAUUCAUUCGUUUGAAGCUUUUGUUGCAGUUUUGGCUGCAAUACAUAAAUAUUAAAGCACUAAAUCGUUAAUCUCUGAGAGAUUUUUCUUCGAGUGAAAAUUACUGGUUUUGUGAACAACAUUGGCACUCUUCUGGAUCAGAGAUGCAAACUGUUAGUCUAUGCUGCCAAAAUCUUCCCAGGUCUCUGAUGGUUCUUCUAAUCUUUUAAUCAAGGUGGGUUUUAAGUUUACCCACAGAGCAAAAAGCUUCAUGUAAGCUCUGCACUGUAAGGUAUUUUUCUGUACAUGUGAAUUAAGCAAAGUUACACCUGGGGUCAUUUGCUACAUUGCUAGGAAUUCCUGGCUCCUAACGGCACCACAUUAGUUAUGGAGUCUGACCAGAAAAAUAAGGAAUCGGUUUUUAUGGCAAAAUGCACUUCCAAUUGAAUAGGGUGCAUCCCAACAUUACAGCGCUGGACAUCCCUAUUCUAAAUAAAUAUUAUCUGGGCAGACUUAAAUCUUCUGUGGACUUACCUUUCCAGCAUCAAAACUUUACAUAUUAUGCAAAUGAGUAUACAGUUUUAAAAUGUUGCUUUUCUGUUUUAAAGAUUCCAGCGGUACUCCAAAGAAUCUUACAAAUAGUAGGGGGAGAAUAAGAAACCCGAACACAAGGGAACUGAGCGCUGUAUUGAAAACGUAUGAUGGUGCAUUUCUGGAUUUUCUGAAAAAGUGCCUUGUGUAAGAUAGCUUUCAUUUGUUUUGCCCAUUGCAUAUAUAGACUCUUAAAUCCUGCUUUUCUGUCCUUAAGCGUUGGUUAAAUGUCUGUUGCUCAGUUAUGGUAGCAAGGUUUAUUUUGAUUUGCUAAUUCCCCAUAUUGCCAGAGUAUGUAAUGAAAAUGUUUUGCAGAAAGAAGCAGGAUAUUUCACAUGGGACUCCAGGAGUUCUUUGGAAGUUUGUCAGAGGUUUCUCAGUUAGUAUAUCAGUCCUGGUGAACAAACUUUCCUGAAAGGCGGCUUGGCUACCACUGCAUUAUCUCCCCAAAGAAUGUGCAACUUUAAAGAACAUAUUGGAUGUGUUUCAAGUGGCUGGUUCACACCAUGCUCUAAUGAAGAGUUAUAUUAUUUAUGUUUUCAUAAACUUGCUUGGGCCCCAUGGCAGACAUGCAGGGAAGAGGUUCAUUGAUAGACAAGAUUUAAAACCACUAAGUUAGGGUGAUACUAGAUGGGAUCACAGUCAGCAUGUGAGCUGAGUUGGCAGAAUUAAAGACAUGAUUUUAGAAGGCCACAGUCACUUGGUGGCUUGGGAGUUAUUGGUGGCUGGCUGCAAAGGUGGCUAAAGUUAGAUCUAUUGCCCUUGAAGCUCUGCCUCCCAGGACCCACCUGACUCCUUUCAAUGCCUGUUUAAAACUUACCUAUGCAUUCUGGCAUUCUCAAACUGAUCUCCCUCAUCUAUCUUUCUUUUUCAUUUUGCCUCCUUUCAGGCUCUAAGGAGAACAGGUCCUCUGCCUUUUUUUGGGUGCAGUGCCUAUAUAUUAGACACUCAGAUUUUUGCAGAGUGUAUUAUGUGAUGUGCAGUGAUGAAACUGCUGUGAAAAUGCGGGUGGCGCUGUGGUCUAAACCACAGAGCCUAGGGCUUACUGAUCAGAAGGUUGGUGAUUCGAAUACCCUUGACGGGGUGAGCUCCCGUUGCUCGGUCCCAGCUCCUGCCAACCUAGCAGUUCGAAAGCAAGUCAAAGUGCAAGUAGAUAAAUAGGUACUGCUCCGGCAGGAAGGUAAACGGCAUUUCCAUGCACUGCUCUGGUUCGCCAGAAGCGGCUUAGUCAUGCUGGCCACAUGACCCGGAAGCUGUACGCCGGCUCCCUCGGCCUAUACCGCGAGAUGAGCAUAGCAACCUCAGAGUUGUCCGCGACUGGACCUAAUGGUCAGGGCUACCUUUACCUUUUAAGGUCAUACCAUAUGAGUGUGGUGUUUUCGUAUGCUGUCACGUGUAGGAUAAUGUGAGUAAUAAACCCCAUAUGCACAUAGGUUUGUAUGUGUAUAAUACAUGUGCAUCAUGCUCCAUACUGAUGUUCUCCAUAUGUUUUAUGUCAAGAUGGAAACCUUCCCUGCGCAUGACUCCGGAAGAUGCAAUGCACCACUCCUGGAUGCAGGACCCAUGGUUACAUAAAGCGAAACAAAAGCCCAAGCCUACGACGAAGUCAGGCGACGCAGAGAAAAAGAAGGAAAAUGCCCAUAAGAGUGCUCAGCCAGAAAAAGGUGGACUCAUAGUUCUUGGUUCUUUCUUCCCCCCCCAAUGAAUUGUCUUUAAAUAGGUAUUUCAGAGGGAGACAAACCAAAACCAAAACACCAGGAAGCACCUGCCAAGUUCAGAAGCAUCUUGAGGUCUGCUUCUCUCUAUGUUAUGGAAACCAGAAAGGCCACGUUAUGGGAUACUAGUAGCUGAACCCAGCUUCCAAAGAAUUCCAGCUCCAAAUAAAGAAGCAGCAGCAAGGUUCCAUCUUUUAUGGUCGAAAAGAUAUGUUUGAAAUAGUCAGUGCCAGAGGAGAUUUUCAGUGAUUGUACGGUGGGGCCUCCUUGCCCUUCCCCAUGAUGGGCAGAAGCAGGGAAAAAAUGAAAAAUAAAACUCUUUUCAUGUAAUUUAUUGCAAAAUUGCAUGGCGCUUUGAAAUACAGAUUAUACAAAAUAAUAGAAACAAUGCGCAUUUACUGAAUUUGCAUAACCUAUACAUUUCACAGAAUCUAUUUGGUUACCUUGCUGCGCAUUUUGUUGCUUUCUACCCAGCUCAGUUUUCUGCUCCCCUAAAGUGUGGCGAGCACGAUAAAAAGUAUAAUGUGACCGUGCUUCUCUGUUCAGGUACCCCCAGGGAGUAGUUGCACCUGUGUGGGCGAUUUCGGAAAGCAGAGGGCCGUGCAAUUGCCACAUCACAAGUGCUCUCAAGCUCUGGUGUCUAUGGCUGCGCCUCGCCAAUGGAAAGGACCCCACAUAGCCCCCCUGUUAGGAUAUAGUUUCCGUCCCACCUAAAAAGAGUCAGGCGUGACUGUUGUGCGUCACAUGCCUGUUUACUUCCUGCUCACUGGGAGUUUCCGUUUUGUAUAUAGCUUUUGUUCCGGCUGUUUUCCUGGACACGGAUGCAAGCAGUCAUGUUUUUCCUUUGUUCUGACCUACGUUGAAUAAAGCAGUAAAUAUGCUCUUCUGUCUGAAUCUUCCGUUGCGGAGACUGCUGGAAAGGGCGUGCAUGAAUCUUGGAAUGUCUCUAAGGCUCGUGUCGCUAAUUGACUGAUGCUGUUUCCAUGGGAGACCGGUGAUCAUCCAGAGACUAUGAUUGGGGCCUGCCUGAUGGCCACUGUCUCCCUGGCAGUAACCCGGUUCCUAAAUUCUCUCAGCCUAUGGCAAUUGUUCCCUGGAUGUCAAAGCAGCCUCUGUCAGCCCAGAAACUGAUGUGGGGUGAGGAAGAGUGGAAUAAAUUUAAUGAUUAUCUAGUUAAAUUUGUCAAGUUAAAUUAACUGAAAAUAGCUUGCAGAUACUUAAUUGGCUGUGGAUUUUAUGUUAAGUGAUGAAUUAAUAUGUUUAAUUCCAUAAGGUGAAGAUUUAAGGAUGUUAAUGUUUAAGUUGAAUUUCAUAAGAAUUGGGAUUUGGAAAACCGUUAAAAGGAUAUGCAAUGAAAUUCAACCAAGGGGGAGCGAGGAAGUCACUUAACAAAGUUAAUAAGUGUAAUUUUCAAUAAGGGUAUGAUUUAUGUUUGUUUGUCUUGUGUGUUUGUUUGUUUAUAAUAUUGUGAAAACUAAUAAAAAAAUUUUUGGGGGAAAAAGAAACUUAUUUGGGGUGGCAGGGGGAAUGAACUGAAAAUAUACCGUAUUUUUUGCUCUAUAAGACUCACUUUUUCCCUCCUAAAGAGUAAGGGGAAAUGUGUGUGCGUCUUAUGGAGCGAAUGCAGGCUGCGCAGCUAUCACAGAAGCCAGAACAGCAAGAGGGAUUGCUGUUUUCACUGCGCAGCGAUCCCUCUUGCUGUUCUGGCUUCUGAGAUUCAGAAUAUAUAUUUUUUUCUUGUUUUCCUUCUCCAAAAACUAGGUGCGUCUUGUGGUCUGGUGUGUCUUAUAGAGCGAAAAAUACGGUAAACAUCAUUUUCUCUUGGGUGUGUCCUCCAAUUCCAAGACCAAGUCAAGAUAUGUACACACAAACACACGCUGUUUGCUUUGGGGUUGGAGGAAGUCUGUCUUCUGCUACUGCAUUUGCUAAGAAAACACAGGCCAUCAGUGGCGUAGCGUGGGGGGUGCAGGGGGGGCCGGCCGCACUGGGCACAACAUCUGGGGAGCGCGCGCUUGCACUCGCAGCUCUCUGCCCCACCUGGCUCACUCACUCUCUCUCACUGCAGUGCUGGCUGUAUGAAUCCGAUCCGAGCCGCUGGGUCGCCGCCCACUGUGGAGGGGGUGGGUGCCAGGCGUGCGGUGCGGAGAGAGAGCGAGGGACUAUCUGGGGGAGGGACAGUGCAGCGGCCGCCCAGCGCAGCGCUGAGCGCGGGAGAGAACCACACCAGACCAGACCAGGCAGCAGCAAGAAGAAGCUGGCAGCGGCGGCAGGUUAGGGGUUAGGGGGCGCAAAUUACUUGCCUUGCCCCGGGUUAGGGGGCGCAAAUUGCUUGCCUUGCCCCGGGUGCUGACAACCCACGCUACGCCGCUGCAGGCCAUUUGAUGUCUGUUUCCUGAGCCCAGUUCCCCCUCACCACCAGCUGUUUCAGGGAUAGAGGUUGGUUGCCUAUGUUUGCCGUGGAAAGAGAGGGAGAAAGGAGGGACUGAGAACAGAGGAAGCUUUAUUUCCCCAGGGAUUGAUUAUGAAGGUGGAGAGAGUCCAUCAGUGAUGGACAGCUACAUGUUUGUAGUGUGGAGAGACAAAACGGGGAGGUCCCACCCUCUCUGCUCCAGGUGGUGGUAGCUUCCAGAGACAUCUUGCAGAACUAUCUCGAGAUCUCAUUGGAAGCUGCUGCUGCUGCUGCUGCCAUUUCUCCUUGCUUCUCUGGCGGUUGGCAGCAGGGGUGAGCAAAGGUGUUCAUGGGAUUCUGCCGCCCAAGAUGGCGGCUUCCGUCAGCCUCAUGGGUGGGCCGGCCCUGGUGGUGUACUCAACCUUCCUGUUCUUUCAGCCCACUGCACUUAUACCUGUUUAGGGAAGCUUUUAAUGUUUGAUGAAUUAUUGUAUUUUAACGUUUUGCUGGAAGCCGCCCAGAGUGGCUGGGGAAACCCAGCCAGAUGGGUGGAGUAUAAAUAAUAAAUUAUUAUAAAUUAUUAUAUUACUACCUGCACCACUCACAGAAACCUCAAGCAGGUACAGAGGCUAGCAGAGGCUGCCUCCCUGAGGCAUAGCCCUCUCCACAAAUCUCAGAGCCACACACUCUUCCCUGUACAACAUGCAUUUUACUCUUCUGUCCAGAUUCAGGAAAGCUCUGCAAACAUUUCUGUCAACCUGCUGUUCUCUGCCCAUCACAAUCCCAAAGCAUCACUUUGAGAAAGAGGCCCCUGUUAUUUGUGUCUUAGGAGGAAAAAAAGGCAUGUGUUUGCUGGAGGUUUCUUCUCUAUCUCUUGUUGCCAGGGCUAAGCAGCAGCUUCAGUAUUGGCCCUUUGAGUACAGUCUGAGCAUGCUCAGUGCUGGUUUCCCUAAGGCCACACCUCAAAGCACGUUCAUUGCAGCUAGCCAGGAGAAGGCUGUUGUUGUCAGUUUCGAUAGCUGGUUUUUAUAAUUAAUAUUUGUCAAGAGAGAGCAAUGGCGGGCAGUUGUAUGUUUGUUUCUAGGUUUUUGCUUAAUUGUUUGCGUUUAUUUUUGUGAAUGGGGAGGAGGAUUGAGAGGAGAAAUGUGGCUUCUGUGUGUGUUGCAACUUUCAACACUUAGAUUCACAGAACUGUCAAGUUAGAAGGGACCAAGAGGGUCAUCUAGUCCAGUUUGCUGUAAUGCAGGAAUCUUUCACCCAACGUGGGGCUUGAACCCUGAGCAAAUUGCAUGCUGCUUGAUAUAUAACCAAUAUAUAACCUCUAUAUAAAAUAAGUGGUUUGCAAGAAAUAUUAAAAUUACGAAUACAGUUAAAAACAAUUCUAAACUAUGCCAGAAUCCACAAGGCUGGAUACAAAAGUGUUUUAAUCAGGUGCCAAAACCUUACUUGAACACUCCUCUUUGUAUUUAUUGUAUUUUAUUGUAUUUAAGUCCUAAAGCAAUUCUAGAUUUGCUGCUCUCUAAAGUAAUACAUUUUCCCUUAAAUUUUGUGUCUCCCCUUUUCUGCAGAUGAAACCACACGGCACCAAUCUGCUGGAGAAAUAAAAUCUGAUCCCGCUGAAAAGUUAUCCGUUGCGAUUCAGAAAUUAUCUCCCAUCAUAACCUCCCAAGAUGCAAACGAAGAGGAAAAGGAGGAUUCCAACAAGCCAGAAACUCCAGAAAAAGAACUGGAAACCCUGGUGGACAAAACUGUUAAAAGAGAACAGAGAGACCAUAGGACUGAGAAGGUCAUGCACAAAAAUACAAGCAUCUUGCCACCCAUCAAGUACAAGCAAUGACUAGUCCUCUUUGCAUAUCAUUUGUGGUCUGCUUUUAGGUAACUUUUUUGCUGUAAAAUGUUCAAGAACAGAAAUUUAACAUAACUGUCUGUAUACGGUCUGUGCACAUUUCUUGGUGUGGAGGAAGAUUGUAUGAGUGGAAAUGGGUACUAUCUUGCAGUUCAAAUAGAAUAUAUUUUGCUCUCUUGAGGGACAGAAAUUCAUU